Molecule: messenger RNA, 81780 nt
Organism: Callithrix jacchus (white-tufted-ear marmoset)
Lineage: Eukaryota; Metazoa; Chordata; Mammalia; Primates; Cebidae
Gene: GPR52
Product: G protein-coupled receptor 52
Biological process (GO): G protein-coupled receptor signaling pathway
Cellular component (GO): membrane
Molecular function (GO): G protein-coupled receptor activity
Source: RefSeq, a predicted model, not a curated record
UAACACUUUAUUGACAUUGUUACUAUUAUAAAAUUGUAAUAUACAAUUGGAUCUAAAUUUUUGUGGAAUUAAAAUAAGCCAACAGUAGGAUUAUCAUUAAGCAUUUAGAACAAAAUGGAUUCAAACUGUGCUUAUUGGUCAGAACAAACAAAUAAUAGAAUUGUCUACAUUUUCUUUUGUUGCUGGCUUUGGUUGGUAGAAAAUAUUAAUAUAUACCAAAUACUAUUUGAGAUGUAUAGAUCAUAAAUACAGCAUUGGGAAUCUUUUUGUCAUGCUGAGUUUUUUCGCUGGAAUUUGUUAUAGCAUUUGUUGUAAAUGGGAUUUGACCUGUAUAACCAACAGAUAAUGUAAAAUGUUAUUCUUUACCAGUAGUUUCCUGCAGCUAUUAUGUGUACAGUCUUUGUAUCUCAGCCCACAUUUAUAAUAUUUGCACAUCUUAACAAGCACGCUUUUGAAUGUAAACGUUUCAGAGCUCUCAAGAACUUAUAAAAAGAAAUCUAAUCUUGCUAGUGCAUGCUUCAGAUGGUAAGCAUGUCAUUUUAAAAAAUGAGACAGAUAGGCAUUUAGGACUGGGAGAAGUCGUGAGUUUCUCCCUGUCAUCGAGUGAAUAAGUAGACUAGAACUUUCUUCUGUUAUUUCCAGUAGUGUUUGGCUAAGACAUGAAGAAUAUUUGCAACAAAUGAAUUUAGAAUUCUUCACAAACUUAGAUUCUCAUAAAAUCUCCUAAGAUGUAAGGAACAAAUUAGAUAUAACCUAAUGUUCUUUAUACUAACAGUUUUAUAAAACUGAAUAAGUAAAACAAAACAAAAACAAACACCUUACUCUCACUGUCUUGUCUGUUAUCGUUAUUAAUGAUGAGGUUUAGACAUAUUUUCCGUGAAUACAGUAUUUGCUCAUGUUACUUAAUAAUUGAAUUUUCUUUUCACUCUAUUUUUGUUGGUUAAAACCAUUUUUAAUGUAAACUUACAGAUACAAAAACAUUCCAGGGAUAUUGGAUAAGUGGUUCUUCUGAAAAUUUCCAAAACUUUUAAAGCACCCAUUUCAUACCCAUAUAAACAAAUGUUAGUUGUAACUGCCAUACAUCUAGUUUAUUAGCAAGUUCAAAGGAUUUGAACUAUAUUUAUAAAUAAAUUUCUUCUAUUUAGAAGGAAGAAAAGUUAUUUUUUGUGAAUAUUAUUGUUGUAAUUAUUUGAGUGAUAUAAUUUUACCAUGUUACAGUUUAUCAUCAUUUUUCUCAUGAAGUUCUGUAGGAAAUACUGCCUAUUUAAUACCUUUACACUUGAAUAGCACUGAUAAUUUUGUUUCCCUUCAGGGCAUACAGCUGUUUCCAGCCUACUCAGUGCCAUGUCAGGACAUAAAAUUAUCUUGACAGAAAGAUUUAAAUUAUAAAUAGCCCCAUAAUGACAUUCAGCUUGGGCGGUACAUUUAUAAAAGGAAUUAUUAAGAAAAUGUCAUUUCAACCCAUAACUAUAACUAGAUUCUCUCACAUUUCUGAAGCUGUCUUUUGGUAGCCAGAUAAUAUUUGCAUAUGUAAGCAUUUAAACUAUUAGGGCUAUCAAGUCUACAAGUAUAAAAACAUAUUAUGGGCUGGGCGCGGUGGCUCAAGCCUGUAAUCCCAGCACUUUGGGAGGCCGAGGCGGGUGGAUCACGAGGUCAAGAGAUCGAGACCAUCCUGGUCAACAUGGUGAAACCCCGUCUCUACUAAAAAUACGAAAAAUUAGCUGGGCAUGGUGGUGCGUGCCUGUAAUCCCAGCUACUCAGGAGGCUGAGGCGGGAGAAUUGCCUGAACCCAGGAGGUUGCGGUGAGCCGAGAUCAUGCCAUCGCAUGCCAGCCUGGGUAACAAGAGCGAAAUUCUGUCUCAAAAAAAAAAAAAAAAAAAAAUAUAUAUAUAUAUAUAUAUAUAUAUAUAUUAUGGAUAUUAGAUAAAUGGUUUCCUAAAAUUUUCCAAAACAUUUCUAUCACAAAUACAUCUUACUACAUGUCUUUGUCCUAUGAAAACUGAUACAGUAUUGGAGAGUUGAGACCCCAAGAUCUUGAUAUUAUUCAAAGAGCAUAGCACUGGAAAUACUUUACAUGUAAUUAAAGAAGAAAAGAACUAGAAGUUGAUUUAUCUGAUUGUUAUCCCAUAAGAAACAUCACAACAUUGAAUAGGGAAUAAAAUUUUAUGAGCAUUUUUUUCCUAGAGUAAAUGUUGACUAUAAAUUACUUGUUAGUGUUUUGAUUUUUAAAUACCCAGUCUACCAUCUUAUUAGUACAUUUAAAUCCUAUGAGAAUCUACUUAACCCAAGUUAUAUUUUUCUCUGAACAAAAUUAUAUUUAUUCAAAAAUGCUUUACUGUAUGAAUAUGUGUAUUGGUAUGAGUCAUUUUUCUACUUUAUGCUGCAUGUGUACCUGGUUAUUUCAGCAUCAGAAAGUAGGGAUACAUAAAAGAAAGUGAAUGGGAAGAUCAGUCAGUGAUAACAAUACGUAAUAUGGGUCCAUGUUGUGGAGUCUUGCACUUAUCAAGCUUAGGUUGUGUUAUGAUCAUCACUAAAAAACUAGAGCAUUGCUGGUUUGAAGCUGGCAUGGUGGAGAUGUUAGUGUCAGAGUAACAGGAAUAUUUAACCUCUGUGAUAUAAAUCUCUAUGAAACCUCUGUUUAACACAAACCUCUGUGUGUGUGUUCAUUGAUUUUAUUUCUAAACUCUGUAGUUUGUAAGUAUUACGGCAUUGUGCUGCUUAGCGGGCCAAAACUUGCCUAAGCUGAGUGUUGAUCCCGACUUCAAUUUCUAAUUCAAUUUUUAAUGACAUUUUCUUUUUUUGAUUUUGACUCCUUCUCAAUAGAGACAUUUCUUACCAUGCUUCUGCCAGUUUAGCAACAUUCAUUUCUCUCUUAAGCAUGUCUUAGAAACAGCCUAAUAAAUUUAUUCUUUCCUUUCUCAAUUUCUGUCUCUUAGAAAGGGAUUUCUGUCAAAGGUUCAGUGUUCUGAGUUGUUCCUGUGCUACCUAAUCACUUUAGCCACUUAGCUUUGAAACUACCUGAUGAAAAAAGGAAGUUGUACUGGCAUAUGUAGGUCAAUUCCUUUGAUUUCUCAUUUUCUUAUUCCCGCACAUAGAAUGAUGAGAAAAUUUAAUAUUGUUAGCUUUCUUUUAAACAGCUCUAUAUUCUGGGUGGGUUUAAGCCACCCCAAUUUCUGAUAUUUUAAAACAAUCCUCAUGUGUAUUCUAGAUGAGACUCUUCAAUAGGAAAGGAACAGUAAUCAGUCCACCUGAUUUAUUUAGCAUAUAUCAUUACCUUCUACUGUGUGCCAGGCACUGUGCUUGCCACUGAGGAUAACAGUAAUAAAAUAUUUUAUCAGAGGAGCUCCAUCACCUAGUGAAGAAUAUGAUCAAACACACUCAGACCUUUGCUGGUUAGCCAAUUGAAUUGCUUAGUACAUUAUUUCAGGCACCUGCAGUAGAAUCUUACUGAUCUUCUAGUGAAUACAUCCCUGGUCUGAGGGUUAGAAGGUUUUCAUGCCAUUUCUUUCUGCUGACAUUUCAUCUUUCAUCAUAUAUUUAAUACAGUAUAAUCUUGAGUAAGCCAUACAUCAUAUUUAUAAAGUUAGUAAUGUCUGUUACAACAUAUUGUGAGAUCUCCGGGGCAGAAGUGCUGAGUCAACAGAAACAUUAUCCUUUCAACAAACAUGCACUAAGUACCUAUAACCGAAGCAUUAUGUAUUAGGCUUCCUGAGUGAUACAGAGAUAAGUGAGACAAUUGUCUAGGUCUAGUAGCUGACAAUGCAGUGUAUUGGAUGAAAAUACACUUAACAGUUAAGACAUUUCUUUAGUGCUUUCUUGUAAAGAACAAAUGUAUGUUUAAAUGCGAAUUCUACUCUUAUUAACUAUAUUCUCUCUAAUUCUAUGAUUUGUAGUUGGAGAUUUUCCAAAGCUUAAUGGGCACUGUAAACUAAAAAAUUAAGUUAGUUUAUUAUCAGUUUAUUUAAAUAGUGUUCUUUAGCUUUACCUUCACUUUCACUUGUAUUACCAGAGUAUUUAAUCAUUAUUAGGAGACAUUUAAAAAAUUUCUACUAUUCGUGUCAGGGUUUUCAACCCUUAAUAAUAUGGCAAACCAUCUUAUGGGGGAAAAAAAGUCCUCAAAGAUCCUCUUUUCACCAGUGUUGGGUGUGCAUGUUUGUAUUUGUAUAUUUUAUUUAUGGUUAUCUAAAUAUAUGGAGAUACACAGUUAAAUACAAACUAUACUCUUAACUUUCAUGACCGUAAUCUAUUAGAAGCAAACUAUAAAAACAGUAAAAAUGUCUAUUUGCCACAUUAAUCUAAUGUUAUAAAUUAUGUUGUCUUUGAGAAAAUAAAUUGCUGCUGACGGUGAAUAUGAUACUGAGAGCUACAACACAGAUUUUUUUUUAGCUUUCUUUUCAAAAGUACUAUUACAGCUAUGUGAAAUUAUAUUAGGUUAUUUUUCUGGUGCUUUUUCAGUGCUUGCAAUUAUUUUUUUAAAAACUAGGACAAUUAAGAUUUUGUUGUAUGAUGCUGGUAAGCAUAACCUAGAAUAAAUAUAGGUAUUGUAAAUCAUUAAUCUAAAGGAUAGUAGUAUUUAUUUUAAUGAAAGGCAAUAGAACUAUAUUAGGCUGGCUUUAAAAUAAUAGUGAUCAUCACUAGUCAUCUUCUUUACUGGAUAAUAUAAUCAAAGGAAGGGCUUUUGUGUUUUUUGAAGGUGUUCUCUUUCUACAGAGUUAUAAGGAUCUAUAAUAUAUACAACAGGUUUUCCCCAAAUAACAAGUGCUGCACCUCUCCCUUUCUAGUUCUAAGGAGAAUCCAUGGCACUCUUUCCCACCAAGCCUACCUUCUCAAGUCUUUUUUACUAGCUCAUAAGAUAAACCAAUGGAUUUAGGGGGAGAACACUAAAAAGGAGACAAAUAGACAAUAUAAAUAAAGGAGAAAGGUAUGGAGAGACAUGCAUAGCUUUCUGUUUCCAGCCAAUUCCAGCCAGGUUAGUCUAUAAACAUUGGAGAAAUGUGCUGUGUUAGCAACAUAUAUUACUACAUUUGUUAACUGAAUUUUGGUCAUUAGUUAUUAGCAAGGAACAUAUGAAUCUAAAGACUAUCUUGAUUUUUUGAUACAAAGCAUGUAAAUUUUAAUUUUUAUUUCCCAGUAAGGUAUCUUUUGGGAAAAUAAAUUAAUUCAUGUUACGUCUCAGCUUAAAUCCUUCAAAAGGCUGGGCUCAGUGGCUCAUCCUUGUAAUCCCAGCACUUUGGGAGGCUGAGGUGGGCAGAUUGCUUGAGUUCAGGAAUUUCAGACCAGCCUGGGCAACAUGUUGAAACCCCAUCUCUACAAAAAAAUACAAAAAUUAGCCAGAUGUGGUGGUAUACACCUGUAGUCCUGGAAGCUCAGGUGGGAGGAUUGCUUGAGCCCGGGAAGCAGAGGUUGCAGUGAGCCAAGAUUGCACCACUGCACUCCAGCCUGGGCGACAGAGCCAGACUCUGUCUGAAAAAAAAAAAAAAAAAUUUCAAAAGACUUACCCCUUCUUUUAGAACCUUCAUGAUUUUUUGUUUGUUUGUUUGUUUGGUUUUUGAGAAUAGGAUCCCAGACCUCAAACAAUACCUAGCAUGCAGUAGACCGUCAUUAACAUUUUAAUUUAAUUGAACUCUAAUUGCAUGAAUCCGGGCAGAACAUGUUGGCAGUAAGUAAAUCUUUUCCAUUUUUAGUGUAUUCUAGGGAAGUACAUUGAAGAUUGGAGGUAUGGAAGCAAGUUAGAAGAGCAGAAAAUCCAAAUUUCAUACAAACCAAAUAGAGUUCAUUUUAACAGACAUUUAUUGAGUGCUCAACAUUUCCCACUAUUGUUGGAAGUCAGUAACAUGUAGGGUUGUCAAAGCCACAUUGUUGAAUAUGUGUAGAAUAAUGAAAGAUGUAAGUGAUAUAAAAAAUAACUUGUGCUUAGGUUUCUGUUUUUUGUUUUUUAAUUUGGACUGCAGAGACAACUCAUAAAGAUAAGAUCAUGAGUAUUUCAAGUUUUCUUUUGAAAACUGAGUCAUAGAUGUUGCAUUUUAAGCCAAGGUUUGAUCAUUCUAUACUUCAUGGCUUUUUAAAAUUCUAGUUGCUAUAACAACUUUGAUAUUUCUUUAUUAUUUUUAGUACUUCAGUUACCAUAACAAUAAGAUAUCCGAAAAAAUAGCAAUUUUCUUCUAUAAGAGAACAUUUUCUUUUAAUUAAAAUUAAUGUGAAACAACAUUUCUUUCCUAUAAUGUGAACCCAUUAUUCAAAAUGAGAGUGUGCUUUUCUGUUGUCAUACAAUUUUAACAGACUUUUGUAGGAAAUGUCUUAAGGUCCAACUUUUUUCUCUCUCUGUUUUUACUGUAUAGAAGUUGAAGGGAGAUAGCUGUUUUGAACCCUUAUAUGAGAUAAUUCUAAUUUUUAUGGGAUUUCAUCGAUACAAAAAUGAAAUGAAAUUAUAUUAAAAAUGUAAUUCCUAGAUUUUUUAGUUUAUAAAGUAGGAAACAGUCAUGAUUGAUAGAUAGUUGUAAGCCAUGGGAGAUGUAAGAAAGGUUGAAAUUUCCUUUUCUCCUGUGUUACUUUUAAGUGUAUUUUCACAUUUAUUGCUGUAGUAAAACAACUACCACUUCACUUACCUAGAAAUAACUGACAGCUUAGUCCGGAGCUGUGGCACUUUACUCAUAGAGCAGUACCUUUAUUUACUCUUUGAGAAAAAAUUCUUAGAAGCUUAGUUUCUGAUACUGAAGCCUCUAGAAAAUGAAGAUAGCAAAUUAGAACGGGAAGGAGGGCCUACUGCUAUGUUUGCCCUGCAAAUAGAUUCAGAAAAUAUAGGGAGCUAUGUAUUAUUUUUAAGGUACCUAAUUCUUAUGGAAAUCAAACAAAUCCAGCAGCUACAAAGGUUUGAUUGUAUCAGAAGACAGUGUUCUUAAUAGUGAUGAUCCUAGCCUACCAAAUAUUAAAUUAUGUCAGAAUUCUUGGUUUAAGAAGACAGAAGACUAGAUAAUACAUCUUAUAAGAAUUUUGAUGCCUAAUGUAAUAGAGUAAAACAAAUUUUUUUUUAAAAAAUUGGUAUCAUUUUUCUUUUUCUUUUUUUAAGGAAUAAUUUCAACUUUUAUUUUAGAUUUAGGGAUACACAUGUAGGUUUCUCUCAUCAGAAUAUUGUAUAAUACUGAGGUUUGGGGUAUGGUUGAUCCCUUCACCCAGGUAAUGAGCAUAGUACCCAUAGUUUUUUAAGCCUUACUUCCUCCCUCCCUCCCCACUGUAGCAGUUCCCAGCAUCUAUGUUUCCUAUCUUUAUGUCCAUGAGUACCAAAUGUUUAGCUCCCACUUUCAAUUGAGAACGUGAGUAUUUGGUUUUCUUUAUCUUGCAUUUAGUUUGCUUAGGAUAAUAGUCUUUGGCUGUAUCCAUUUUGCUGCAAAAGAUAUAAUUUCAUUUUUUAUGGCUGUAUAGUAUCCCAUGUUAUCUGUGUACCAUAUUUUCUUUAUCCGGUCCACCAGCAUAAAACAAAAUUUUAAAAAUCAAUUUUAAAAAGCCCUCAUUUAUCUGGGAAAUGGAGGAUCCACUUACCUUAGGUUUUCAUGGACUAAGCCUUGGUAAUUUUAUGUUACUUUAUUGCUAAUCAUGGGAUUUUCCUAGAAAGCACGGUCAGGUUCAGACAAUGAUAUUUCUUUUCUUUAAUAAUAUGCUUUUUUGUAAUAAAAAGGAAUGAUGAGUGAACUGGCAAUUCAAUAGAAAAGAAAAACUGUUGUUAUUAAUUUCUGAACCUCAGCAUGUUACCUGUGGAUGUAGUUUCUGAAGGCAAAAUGAUUAAACAAAAAGCUUACUGAUCAGUGAGCUUUGAAUGAAUAGCCACUGUAUGUUUACAUGCUUUGUUUUUACUUUUUAGUUUUCCUAGCCAACUUUUAAAGGUAAGUAUUAUUAUCUCCAUAUUAAAGAUGGAAGCUGAGAUACAUGGAGAGAAAGAUAUACCCAAGGCCUCAUAGUUAAUGAGUGGUAUAGCCAUCGUGCCAACCCGAAUCUGUCUGAUUCUGAAACCUACAUCCUUUCCUCUAAGUCAUAGUAUCUCCUUGUCUUUAAACUUAAUAAAUGUUUAUUACGGGUAAUAACAUACCUAGGAGAAAAUAUGAGAAGAAAGAUCAUACUGUGUAUGGUUUUAUUUUAUUGCUCUGCAUACUGUUUUGACCUGUUAAUUUAGUUUUAAACACAUAUUUUAUGUUUGAGACUUUCCUCACUAAGAAGGUCGUAAAUAUACAUGUAAAUUAGUAUUUUCUUUCUCCAUUUUUCUCUAUGAUUGAUGAAACAUAAUGGAACCUCUCAAAGGUGUUGCUUACUUGGCUCAUUGUCUUAGAGCUCAGCUAGCUAAGGCAGUCUCAAAGUGUUGUAUAACUGGCAUUUAAUAAGUCUUUUCUCACUCAGUGUCUCACUUGCGGCUGGGCUGUUGUAUCUUGAAUACAAACACUGAGCCAUGAGUCAGAUAUACUGAUUGAGUGUGAAAGUACACACAGGCUCUGGAUGUACUUACCCUGUCCACCAGUGUCUGUUCUUUCAGACAUUGUAGUAACUCUCAUUCUUUAUGGGACAUUGCUACAAAGGAUUCUGGUAUUUUUCUUUUUAAACAUCAAUAUACUAAAUAAUUUCCUGGCAAUGCCUUUAAAUUCAUUCAGGUAAUUUAGGGCCUUCAUUUCAUGGCUUUACACAAAAUUCAAACGCUUGAUUACAUGCAAAAGCCAUCACAGGUUUUUCAGUCUCUUCAGCUAUAACUUACACAGGUCUCAAAUGUCACAUUUUAAUGAGCUUUGACAUGUAUGCAUGUGUGUAACCACGUGGAUCAAGAUACAGAAUGUUUCCCUCAUCCCUGAAAGUUCCUCAUACCUCUUGCCAGUCUUGACUGGUGCAUGUGUGCACAUGAGCGCACACUACACACACACACACACACACACACCCUGAGGCAACUAGGGUUCUGAUUUCUUUCAGCAAAAAUUAGUUUCUCCCAUUUCAGAACUUCAUAUAAAAUCAUGCAAUGUAUAUUCUCCAAUGUAUGGCUUCUUUCUUUUAGUUUUAAGAUCCAUCCAUGUUAUGUGUGUCAUUAGUUUUUUUCCUUUUCAUUGUAUGGAAAUACCAUAGUUUGUUUAUUCAUUCCCCUGUUGAUGAAUGUGUGUAGGAUGUUUCUAGUUUUGGCUAUUUCUUUCUUUUUUUUUUUUUUGAUAUGGAGUUUUGUCCUUGUUACCCAGGCUGGAGUGCAAUGGCGCAAUCUCAGCUCACUGCAACCUCCGCCUCCUGGGUUCAGGCAAUUCUCCUGCCUCAGCCUCCUGAGUAGCUGUGAUUACAGGCACGCACCAUACUGCUAUGAAAAUUUUUAAACGAGUGUUUUGUAGACAAUAUGUUUUCCUUUCUAUUAGAUGGAAUUGAUGGGAGAGGUAGGGUAGAUUUUCUUUAACAUUAUAAGAAAAUCCCAAACUGUCAAAUUUUCAAAGUUGAGUCAUUUUACACUACUACCAGCAGUGUGCAGUUUCAGUUCUACAUCCCUACCAACAUUGUUUUGUCAGUCUUUUCAUUUUAGCCAUUCUGGUGGUGAUAUAUUGGUAUCUCAUUGUGAGUAUAUAUUGGUAUUUCAACUACUUUGCCAUUUCCUGAUGACUGUGGAUGUUGAGCACUUUUUCAUUUUCCUAGUGAUUAUUUGUAUAUCAUCCUUAGUGAGGUGGCUUCCAGUUUUUUCACUAUUUUUAAUUGGAUUAUUUGUAUUUAUAUUAACAAAUCAUAGGAGUCAGUUACGUAUUUUGGAUACAAGUCCUUUGUUAGAUAUAUGUUUUGCUAAUACUGUCUUUGACUUGCUGAUUUUUUUUCUUUUUUUUUUGUGCUUUAAGUUCUGGGGCAGAUGUGUAAAAUGUGCAGGUUUGUUACAUAGGUAUACACGUGCCAUGGUGGUUGGCUGCACCUAUCAACCCGUUAUCUAUGGGUAUUUCUCAACCCGAAUCUACAUUAGGUAUUUCUCCUAAUGCUAUUCCUCUCCUAAACCCUCCACCCUCUGACAGGCCCCGGUGCAUAAUGUUCCUCUCCUUGUGUCCAUGCGUUCUCACUGUUCAACUCCCACUUUUUUUUAUUCUUAUGUUAGUUUGUUGAGAAUUAUGGUUUCCAGCUUCAUCCAUGACCCUGCAAAGGACAUGAGCUCAUCUUUUUUAUGGCUGCAUAUAUUCGUGGUAUAUUUGUGCCACAUUUUCUUUAUCCAGUCUAUCACUGAUGGGCAUAUGAGUUUGUUCACUAUUGUGAACAGUGCUGCAAUAAACAUACAUGUGCAUGUGUCUUUAUAGUAGAACGAUUUAUAAUCCUUUGGGUAUAUACCAAGUAAUGGGAUUUCUGAGUCAAAUGGUAUUUCUGUUUCUAGAUCCUUAAGGAAUCACCACACUAUCUUCCACAAUGGUUGAAUUAAUUUGCGUUCCUACCAACAGUGUAAAAACGUUCCUAUUUUUUCAUAUCCUCUCCAGCAUCUGUUAUUUCCUGACUUUUUAAUAAUCGCCAUUCUAACUGCCAUGGGAUGGUAUCUCAGUGUGGUUUUGAUUUGCAUUUCUCUAAUGACCAGUGAUGAUGAGCUUUUUAUCAUGUGUUUGUUGGCCACAUAAAUGUCUCCUUUUGAGAAUUGUCUGUUUAUCUCCUUCACCCACUUUUUGAUGGGGUUAUUUAUAUUUUUCUUGUAAAUUUGUUUGAGUUUUUUGUAGAUUCUGGAUAUUAGCCCUUUGUCAGAUGGAUAGAUUGCAAAAAUUUUCUCCCAUUUUGUAGUUUGCCUAUUGACUCUGAUGAUAGUUUCUUUUGCUAUGUAGAAGCUCUUUAGUUUUUUGAGGGGGAUUGUUUGUUUGUAGAAGAGUGGUUUAUUAGACAGAGAGAGACAGAGAGAGAGAGAGAGAGAGAGAGAGAGAGAGAGAGAGAGAGAGAGAGAGAGAGAGAGAGAGACAGCUUCCAUGCUCUUGUGGGAGGGGAUCCCAGAGCAGUAAAUCCCAGAAGCUCUUUAGUUUAACUGUCUCAAAAUCCAUCCCUCAAUAGCUUCACCUGUAAGAUGGGAAAAUAAAAUCAUCAUGGGAUGCCAUAAACAAGCAAACCGGUUCUCUGCCUCCUAGGUGCAAGCGAUUCUCCUGCUUCAGCCUCCUGAGUAGCUGGGAUUAUAGGCGCUUGCUACCAUGCCUGGUUAAAUUUUAUAUUUUUAGAUUAGACAGGGUUUUGCCAUGUUGGGCAGGCUGGUCUCGAGCUCCUGACCUCAGGUGAUCCAUCUGCCUCAUCCUCUCAAAGUGCUGGAUUACAGGCAUGAGCCACUGCACCCAGUGCAAGAUCUUAACUCUUAAGGCUUUAUAGUAUGUCUUGAAUUCAGGUUGUGCCAGUCUUUCAACUUUGUCUUUUGUUUGUUUCUCUUUCUCAUGAUUGUUUUAGCUCCCCUAGAUCCUUUGUGUUUACCUACAGGUUUUAGAAUUAGUAGCUUGUCAGUUCUACAAAAGCUGCUUGGAUUUUAAUUGGAAUAGUGAUGUAUCUAAAGAUCAAUAUGAGAAAAAUUGAUGUUCUUAACAAUAUUGUUUUCCAUUCUGUAAAGACAGUAGGCCAGACGUGGUGGCUCACGCCUGUAAUCCCAGCACUUUGGGAAGCUGAGGCAGGUGGAUCACUUGAGUUCAGGAGUUCGAGACCAGCCUGGCCAACAUGGUGAAACCACAUCUCUGCUAAAAAUACAAAAAUUAGGCGGGUGUGAUGAUGCAUGCCUGUAAUCCCAGCUACUCAGGAGGCUGACGCAGGAGAAUCACUUGAACCUAGGCUGCGGAAGUUGCAGUGAGCCGAGAUUGCACCACUGCACUCCAAAGCCUGGGACACAGCAAGACUCCAUCAAAAAAAAAGAAAAAAAAAAAGGAAAAAGGAUUGUAUGUAUAUCUCCAUUUAUUUAGGACCUUUUAAUUUUUCUCAAAUGACAUUUAAUAAUUUUCAGAAUUUAGGUUUUAUACAUUCUCACCUACUUUCUGUUUUUCAAGGCUAUUUUAAAUGAUUUAUUGUUUUUAAAUUUUAUUUUCUACUUUUUCUUGCAAGUAUAUUGAAAUGCAGUCAUUUUUAUAUAUUGACCUGUGUUCUGACAAAAUUUAUUCAUUAGUUCUGGUGGGCACUUGGGAAGACAUUUUAGUAUUUCUUAGGUACCCACUUAUAUCUUCCUUUUCUUGUAUGCCUUUUUUUUCUUGCCUAUUAUAUUGGCUGGCACCUCUAGUACAAUGUGUAUAGAUGUGUAAGAGCAGAUAUACUUCCCCUUUUCCCAAUCUGGGAAGAAAACAUUUAAUAUUUCAUCACUAAAUAUUUCACCAUUAAAUAUUAUGCUAGAUGUAGGUUUUCCCAUAAAGUGUCUUUAUCAGGUUGAGGACAUUAUCUUUUGUAGUGCCACUAAAUUAACUUUUCUGAAAUACUCUUAGUUGCUAAUAAUUUGUCUCAUAAUAAAAUGAAAUUGACAACAUAAAAUUGUUUUCUACCCUUGAGAGGUCACUAAGUCAGUAGAUUGUGAUAUGUAUUACUUCCGAGGGUGUAUUUAUUUCUUGGCACUUAGACCAAGUUGCUUUAAUGCUACAUUUGAUAGUAUAUUUAAAGUGCAUUGAUACUGUCUUUUGCAGCAUUUGGCAUUUUUUUAGAUGAUAAGUAAUUAAUCAUUGUCACUUGCUAGAUAGGACUUUUCAAAGCGCUAGUGAAAUACUCAUAUUUAAUUCAUUGUAGGGAGAUUUAUAGAUGACUGAUAUUACUCUUCACUUGAAUAUAUUAGGAAGUUAAUUUCCCCCUCCCACAAUUGGGAAAUACAUUUCCUAGCUUUUUCUUGUGAAGCUUGUGUAUGCUGAGCUUCACAUAAACUUGAUAUUAGCAUUUUUCAGUCCUUUGAUAGACUCUUUUAGCUGCUUUAUGUGGUUUAUAUUAAAAUUAUGUUAAAUACUUAUUUAUUCGACACCUAUUCUGUGCCCAGCACCACAGUGUAGGCACUUGAGAUGUAAUGGCAAACAAAGCAGAUGUUGCUCCCCUCAUGGGACUUGCAAUCUAGUCAAGAAGACAAAGCUGAAUGAAGUAAAUAAUUAUAAACUAUAAUAAAUGUAGAAUCUGGUCUGGUUCCCUGUGGGAACUCUAGGAAGAUUUCCCAGAGGAAGUGGUAUUUGAACUGAGACCUAAAGAUUGCAUCUGAAUUAAAUAAAAGAAGUGUGAUGGCAUAGUAAGCAGCAGUUAUAAAUAUCCUGAGGCCAUAGGGAACACUGCAAGUAUAUUUGCAACUGGGGGGUGAGGGAUAUGAGUUGGUGGGGAGGUAGAGGUGUUUCAGCUAAUUUUAAACAGCAUAGAAGAGAAAUGAGACUGGAUGGAUACCCGGAGACCAGUUUUUAUAGCACCUGUUAGGAUCUUAUCCUAAGGGCAGUGUAAACCAGUAAAGUAUUUUAAAACAAAGAAGCACACAAUCUGGUUUGCAUUGUGGAAAAAAAAUUUGGAUGGUUUUUUCUUGUGAAUAAUAGAUUGAAGAGAGAUUACAAACAACUCAUGGAGGCCACGCUGGAAGCCACUACAGUGUCUAAGCACAAGAUGAUGCUAGUUUGCUGGGGUAAUGAUAGUGGAGAUGGAGAAAACUUGCCAGGUAGGAGACGUAGUUGAGGAAAUAGGUAAAUUCUGAAUGCAUACAUCUUUUGGUACGUUUUUAAAUUUAUUAAAGCACAACAGGUUUCCGUUAGUCUCUAUUCGUUUACUUUUUGUUUUUGAGGCAGUUUCACUCUGUUGCUCAGGCUGGAGUGCACAGUGGUACAAUCUUGGCUCAAUGUAAGCAAUUCUCAUGCCUCAGCCUCCCGAGCAUCUGGGAUUACAGGCAUGUGCCACCCCACCUGGCUAAUUUUUUGUAUUUUUAGUAGAUACAGGACUGCACCAUAUUGGGCAGGCUAGACUUGAACUCCUGACCUCAAGUUGAUCCGCCUGCCUCGGCCUUCCAAAGUGCUGUAAUAACAUGGUAGUGCAUAUAUCUGUUUGAUAUUGCUGGUUUCCUUUCUUUUGGAUAUAUACCCAGCAGUGGGAUUACUGAAUCAUAUGAUAGCUCUAUUUUUAAAUUUUUGAGGAACUUCCAUACUGUUUUGCAUAGUGGCUAUUUUACUUUUACAUUCUCCCUAACAGUAUAUGAGUGUUCUGUUGUCUCUGCAUCUUCACCAGCAUUUGUUACGUUUUGUCUUUUUGAUAAUAAGCAUAUUCACUAGGUGAAUAUUCACUAUAGUUAUAUAGAGAAUAACCAUAUUCACUAUAGUUAUACAGUGGUAUUGUAGUUUUGAUUUGCAUCUCCCGGAUGCGAAUUGAGCAAUUUUUCAUAUCCUCUUGGCAGUUUAUAUGUCCUCCUAUGAGAAAUGUCUAUUCAGAUCUUCAUCAACUUAUUGGUUAUUCAAGAGCAUGUUGUUUAAUUUCCAUGUAUUUACACAGUUUCCAAAGCUCCUCUUGUGAUUUUUAGUUUUAUUCCAUUGCAGUAAGAAAAGAUACUGAUAUGAUAGAAAUCAUUUUUAUAAAAUCUGAAAUUAUUCUAAGACAUUUUCUGACUGGCAGCCAUCAGAAGAAAGAAGAGAGUAGGGAUUUUAUUUGUUUUAUUCUUGGUUUUUUUGCUCAUUUAUGGUUCAGGGAAUACAUGUACAAGUUUGUUACAUGGGUUAAUUGUGUGUCAUUGGUUUGGUAUACAAAUGAUUUCAUCACCCAGGCAGUGAGCAUAGUGCUCAAUAGGUAGUUUUUCAGUCCUCUCACCCUCCACCCUCCUGUGGAGUCAGCCCCAGUAUCUAUUGUUCCCCUCUUUGUUUCCAUGUGUGCUCAGUGUUUAGCUCUCACUUGAAAGCGAGUAUAUGUAGUAGUUGGUUUACUGUUUUUGCAUUAAUUUGCUUAGGAUAAUGGCCCAUAGCUGCAUCUGUGUUGCUGCAAAGGACCUUAUUUUGUUCUUUUUGUGCCUGCAUAGUACUUCAUGGUCUGUAUGUACCAUGUUUUCUUUAUUCAGUCCAUUGUUGAUAGGCAUCUAGAUCGAUCCAUGUGUUUGCUAUUGUGAAUAGUGCUACAAUGAACACAUAAAUGCAUGUGUCUUUCGUAGAAUGAUUUCUAUUCCUUUGGGUUGAAUGGUAGUUCUCUAAGUUUUUGAGAAAUUGUCAAACUGCAUUUCACAGUAGUUGAACAAAUUUACAUUCCCACUGGCAUUAUAUAAGUGUUCCUUUUUUCCCACCACUUUUCCAACAUCUGUAAUUUUUUCACUUUUUUAUUAUUAUUAUACUCUAAGUUCUGAGAUACAUGUGUAGAACAUGCAGGUUUGUUACAUAGGUAUACGUGUGCCAUGGUGGUUUGCUGCACCCAUCAACCCGUUAUCUACAUUAGGUAUUUCUCCUAAUGCUGUGCUUCCACUAGCAUCCCACCUCCUGAUAGGCCCUUGUAUGUGAUGUUACUCUCCCUGCAUCCAUGUGUUCUCAUUGUUCAACUCCCACUUAUGAGUGAGAACAUGAAAUACUUGCUUUUUCUGUUCCUGUGUUAGUUUGCUGAGAAUGGUUUCCAGCUUCAUCCAUAUCCCUGCAAAGGACAUGAGCUCAUCUUUUUUAUGGCUGCCUAGUAUUCCGUGGUAUAUAUAUGCCACAUUUUCUUUAGCCAGUCUGUCAUUGAUGGGCAUUUGGGUUGGUUCCAAGUCUUUGCUAUUAUGUGCCAGUAAACAUACAUGUGCAUUUGUCUUUAUAGUAGGAUGAUUUGUAAUCCUUCAGGUAUAUACCCAGUAAUGGGAUUGCUAGGUCAGAUGGUAUUUCUGGUUCUAGAUCCUUGAGGAAUCACCACACUGUCUUCCACAAAGGGUGAACUAAUUUACACCCCCACCAAUAGUGCAAAAGCAUUCCUAUUUCUCCACAUCCUCUCCAGCAUCUGUCGUUCCCUGACUUUUUAAUGAUCACUAUUCUAUAGCUGGCAUGAGAUGGUAUUUCAUUGUGGUUUUGAUUUGCAUUUCUCUAAUGACUAGUAAUGAUGAACUUUUUUCCAUAUGUUUCUUGGCCACAUAAAUGUCUUUUUCUGAAAUGUGUCUGUUCGUAUGCUUUGUCUAUUUUUUGAUGGGGUAUAGGAAUGCUUGUGGUUUUUGCACAUUGAUUUUGUAUCCUGAGAGUUUGCUGAAGUUGCUUAUCAGUAAAGGAGAUUUUGGGCUGAGAUGAUGGGGUUUACUAAAUAUACAGUCAUAUCAUCCACAAACACAGACAAUUUGACUUCCUCUCUUCCUAGUUGAAUACCUUUUCUUUCUUUCUUUUGCCUGAUUGCCCUGGCCAGAACUUCUAAUACUAUAUUGAAUAGGAGUGGUGAGAGAGGGCAUCCUUGUCUUGUCCUGGUUUUCAAAGGGAAUGCUUCCAGCUUUGGCCCAUUCAAUAUGAUAUUGGUUGUGGGUUUGUCAUAAAUAGCUCUUAUUAUUUUGAGAUAUGUUCCAUCCUAGUUUAUUGAGAAUUUUUAGCAUUAAGGGGUGUUGAAUUUUAUCAAAGGCGUUUUCUGCAUCUAUCUCAAUUUUUUUACUUUUUAAUAAUAACCAUUCUGACUGGUGUGAGAUAGUAUUUCAUUGUGGUUUUGGUUUGCAAUUUUUAAAUAGUGUUAAGUAUAAUAAUAACCUAUUUCAGUCCUGGUUUCACAACUCUGUAAUUAUAGGCAAGUUAUACUUACUAUUUCUAGUAUCUGCUUUCUUCCUUUGGAAAAUGAUAAUGAUGAUACCAACUUCAUAUAGUUUUAAGGUUUUUAUAAAGGAACAGUAUAUAAAGCACAUAGCACAGUGCUUAGCAUAUAGAAAACACUCAACAAACAUUUUCCAUUUUUAUCUUCAUUUUCCUGCUGUAUUUUAAUUCUGAAAUAAUUUAUAAAUUAUUUGAAAAUCACUUUAAGAAAAGUGCUAAUCCCAUAAGAAAUAUGUUUAAAAUAGUGACUGUUUUCCUGUAGUAAGUCAAAAUAAUCAGAAAUGUUUUUAAUGUCCAUCAAAUAUUUGAUUUUAAUUUGCAUUGUUCUAAUUUAGGUAUGUGUAGCUCAAGCACUUAGAACAGAUUUUUUUAACUAUUUGACCUUUUUUUCAUAUUAGGAUAAAAGGUGGAUAAGCAAUGUUUCUAUUUAUUCUAAUUUCUAUGCUCUUUUGAGAUUAUAUUUGACCUUCAGUAUUUCUCUGAAUAGAUUUGGGUACAGUAGUGUUAGUUCUAUUGCUGUGUACAGUUAAAUACAUCGAACUCAGCAAUUUUUUGUGGGUAUGGUGGGGAUUGGAGAGAUUAGUAAAUGAUUUCUAACUUCUGUUAAUUAAAAUAUAACUGUAUUUUAGAGAGAAAUUAGUAGUCAUAUCACUUGAGUUCAUAAAGACUUGGCAGAUUUUUAAUAAUUAAUAAGUUUUUUCUGCCAAAGAGCAUUAGAUUACUGCUGACUUUUUAGUGUCAUAGUGCCUUGUGGUAAUUUCUUUACAGGGUUUACAGGAGUAUGCCAGUUUAUUUUUUCUGUCCUGUCCAUACAAAAUAAUCCUUUCAAAUGCUAUAAGGAGAAUAACUUGAGAAGUUCAUAAAUGCCUUAAUAUAUUAUAAAGAUCGGUCAGUUCCAUUGUCUUCUUUUGUCAGUCUUGAUCGGAGCUUGCCGAGUAAGUCUAUAAGCCUGCAUGUGCCUGGCAACUGUUACCUAGUGACAGUUUCAGCUGCAGUAGCCAUUGGCUGUGCUGUUGAUUGGGGCAGGAGGGCCGAGUCACCUUUCUGAUGGUGAGUUUUUCUGCAUCAGCCCAGGAUGAUGAUGAGGAGGAGGGCCUGGGCUCAGGUGGAGGCAUUGAUGCUGAGAGAUUGUGAAGAAUAUACAGACAGCAUCCUUGUAACUGCAUCACAGUAAAUCGGACUUCUGAAUCAAGCAGCCCAGCCUAGCAGCUGAUAAGAGUGAAUGUAGGUGAGAAGCAUUACCUUAUUCCUAUAACAAGAGAACUAUUUUGUGAUAGGUGAAACUAGGAAUUUACAAGAAGAAAUAUCCUAUGGCUAUAACAAAAGAAGAAAGACUUGCCUGAAUGACUUGGUGGUGCACCAGAAAAUAACUUUCAGAAGAAUGCUUUCUAUUAAGCUGCUGCAUUGUUCCUGGAGGAAAUGUUUUCAUUUCUAAUGCAUGUUAUUUCUUCAAAAGAUAAGAUAACAAAGAAUGACAAGAGACUCUCUGAAAUGACUUUACUUUUAAAAAGUACUUUGACAAAUGUUAACCUGAUAUCAGAAUGACCUUGGAAGCAUUUUGGAUGGAUUCUAUCCUGCCAGCCUUGCAAUAUUUCAAACUCUAGGAUUUAAACUCAUCUUGAUACUUUAGAGGUAUUUUAAAAUAACACUAUCUUGCAACCUAUCUAAUGGCCCCCGUAUUAAUUGAGCACUUGCUCAAAAUAGAAUACAGAAAUAGAAGAGGCAUUUUUUAACAUAUGGCUGCUACAUAACUGCAAAUGUAAUAAACAAGCUGAGGUGUGUCACUGCUGAACUGAGGCUGAUGAAGAGACUUGAGCACUCUCUGGGACUCUCAGCUGUGACAGAAGCACUGAUACUGUCUACUGAAGCAGGUUCUGAAACACUCAUGUGCAGUGUUUAACAGGACACCUGCUUGCUGUAGCCAAGUCUGCAGGCAUCUUUAAUUUCCAAGCCAUGAAUGAAUCCAGGUGGACUGAAUGGAGGAUCCUGAACAUGAGCACUGGCAUUGUGAAUGUGUCCGAGCAUCACUCCUGCCCACUUGGAUUUGGUCACUACAGCGUGGUGGAUGUCUGCAUCUUUGAGACAGUGGUUAUUGUGUUGCUGACAUUUCUGAUUAUUGCUGGGAAUUUAACAGUUAUCUUUGUCUUUCAUUGUGCUCCACUGUUACAUCAUUAUACUACCAGCUAUUUCAUUCAGACAAUGGCAUAUGCUGAUCUUUUCGUUGGAGUUAGCUGCUUGGUUCCUACUCUCUCACUUCUCCACUACUCCACAGGUGUCCACGAGUCAUUGACUUGCCAGGUUUUUGGAUAUAUCAUCUCAGUUCUAAAAAGUGUUUCUAUGGCAUGUCUUGCUUGCAUCAGCGUGGAUCGUUAUCUUGCAAUAACCAAGCCUCUUUCCUACAAUCAACUGGUCACCCCUUGUCGCCUGAGAAUUUGCAUUAUUUUGAUCUGGAUCUACUCCUGCCUAAUUUUCUUGCCUUCCUUUUUUGGCUGGGGGAAACCUGGUUACCAUGGUGACAUUUUUGAAUGGUGUGCCACCUCUUGGCUCACCAGUGCCUAUUUUACUGGCUUUAUUGUUUGUUUACUUUAUGCUCCUGCUGCCUUUGUUGUCUGCUUCACUUACUUCCACAUUUUCAAAAUUUGCCGUCAGCACACCAAAGAGAUAAAUGACCGAAGAGCCCGAUUCCCUAGUCAUGAGGUAGAUUCUUCUAGAGAGACUGGACACAGCCCUGACCGACGCUACGCCAUGGUUUUGUUUAGGAUAACCAGUGUAUUUUAUAUGCUGUGGCUCCCCUAUAUCAUCUACUUUCUUCUAGAAAGCUCCCGGAUCUUGGACAAUCCAACGCUGUCCUUCUUAACAACGUGGCUUGCAAUAAGUAAUAGUUUUUGUAACUGUGUAAUAUACAGCCUGUCCAACAGUGUUUUCCGGCUAGGCCUCCGAAGACUGUCUGAGACAAUGUGUACAUCCUGUAUGUGUGUGAAGGAUCAGGAAGCACAAGACCCUAAACCUAGGAAACGGGCUAAUUCUUGCUCCAUUUGAAGAAAUCUAUAGUAAAUCAAAUGUAAUCUGACAGUGGUUUUGGAUCAUAUUCUGGAUUCAUCUGGAAAUUUGCCACCAGAGAAAUAUUUACUUGAAUAGUUGACUAUAAAAUGAAGUAUGAGACUAAAGGUUUUUUUUUUUUUUUCAUGUAAGAAGCUAAAGGGAGGGAUGUAUAGAGGGUUAUAUCAUGAAAUAAUUGUAGCAUGUAAUUAUUAUGUGCAGUAAUAGAAAAAAUAAGCACUGAGAUGAAAAAAAGUCUCAAAUCUUCUGCAGGACAUGAGCAAGCCCCUCAGCUUGGUGUUUCUUUCUGUCUGACUGUACCCUGCCUCUGUCUUUGUUUCUCAUUUUAUCUUUCUGUGUUUCUCUCACUCUUUGUGGAAGUUAUUACUUACAUCAAUUGCCCUAUGUAGAAAAAAGCUACAUAUUAUAUAUGUGGCAAAGUAUAAUCUUUUGCAUCAAAGUGUACUUUUAAUCACACUAAUCUACAAUCCAUAAGUGGUCUCUUCGUGGAGGAUGUAAAGUAAGCAUUGCAUUUUAUUACUUGCCAAACAACUCCUUUGUUUGUGUUUUUAUACUCUGCAGUCGUUUUUCUGCUACAAACAAAUAGAAACUGGAUUUUUGUUUCUUCUGGGUAAAACGACAUUUGCUUUUCCCCCUUUUCCUAACAAUCUCCUGUUUUUUUCUUUUUUUUGUCUCCUUUUCUUGAUCUGCAUCCAUUGGUACCUUACUUCAGAAGUGUCUUAGCUAAUGAAAGAAUUUACUGUAUAAAGCAUCCAUAAUGUUAAAUAAUUUAUUUCUUCCAGAAAAGCAAUCUGGUAGCUUAUUAAAUAUUUUUAAUGGCUUUUGGAAACAUUUUUAUCUGGUUCCUUUUAAAUUAGUUUGUGUGCUUAAAAGUGAUUUUUUUUUUUUUUGCUAUAGUAAAGCUUUGUUUUUCUUUAAGAAAACCCACUGGUAAUUCUAAUGCUGAUACAGGAUACUCAUACUCAUCCAGCAGUGAGGUAUUACUCUGAAGAGUAUUUAGAAUGUCCUUUUAAAAAAUAAAUAAAAUAAAACAUGAACCUUUUUGUGUUAGUUCUACGAUAGCUUACUGUGGUGUCCACUAGUCAGUCAUUUGCGUGAUAUGUGUUUGCACAUAUUAUAUUUUUUACAGCAAAGAAAAUGUAAAUUAUGUUAUCUGUGCCUAAUGUUUUCUUAGCAAAAUAUAUAGAUCAAUGUUGUUUAAGUUGUCAACAUUGGAAAAAGUAUAUACAAAAACUUAUUUUAAGAAAAAAAUACUUUUGUGUAAUUGUUAGAUAUUUAUAUUAGACGAAGCUGCAUUUUUAGUGCUGCUGAGAAUAUAAUAUACUUAAUUAUCAAAUACAGGUAAGAGCUGUCAGUAUUUUCUUUUGUAAUGAUCUGUUUUCAGAUGCAGAGAUUAACUUAUUUUUUUGCGUGCUACAUGAGAUUGUGUAAUAAAUUGUCAGGGGUUUAGAUGUAGCAAAGUAGCAUUUGAGGAAUUAGUGAAGCAGGUAUGAACAGUAAAACAUCUAAACAUUACUUUUUUACCAUCAGUUUCUUGCCUGAAAGAUAUUUUAAAAUUUAUAUCAAACUACUGAAUAUUUUUCUUCUCAGCAUUUUUUAUUUCUUUGUUUUAUGAAAUGCAUUUAAUAAAAUGUGCCUAUGACUCUUCAAAUUAGAAGCCAACCAUGUUUGCACCUUGGUGGUUUGGCUUCAAAGGUCUUUUAGUAGAAAUGUUGUCAUUUUAUUGAGGUUGUUCUGAACCCCUGUAUAUUUUUAAACAUGUAAGAAGGUUAAAAAUAAAGAAUAAAAUAAUAUUCUAUAUAUCAAAAUCAGACUUUGCCUUGAUUUAAUAAAACACUUAGGACAAGAGCUUACUUUUUUGGGAAUCAAAAUCUAAUUGUUUUAUACUGUAGUUGGGUUUAUAUUUGUUCUUGUCCCCUGUUUGCCAGUGGCAUCUUGGUUUAAGGGUGCCUUUUAAGUUCAGACCAGUUCAAGGAAAACAUAAAGUUCAUGGAAAUAUAGUGCUGUUAACAUUUCAGAUAUGAUAUAUAAGAUCUUCAAAAUUAUAUGUAUUAUUUGGGAAUCAUAUUUUUAUUUCCUUAGUUUAGGGUGUAAAUAUAGUUAGAAAAGACCCAGUGGAUUCUGUGUACAGAAAGCCUGAGGCCAUGCUUACUGCAUUUUCCCCUUCUGGCUUUUCCCCAUAAUAAGUAACAACAGUUAUUUGCCAGGCUCACUGUUGAGUUUUACAUGUGUUAUACAUUUAAUCCUCACUACAGCCUUUUGAGAUAAUAGUUAUUAUUCCUGCUCCAGAGAUAAGGAAACAAAAAAAAGUGAUUAUUUGUCAGUUAACUAGUCAAUGGCAGAGAUUCCCACCCACCGAGUAGGCCUGGGCCAAAGCCUGCCAACUUUGCCAGUAGGCUGCCCUGCUUUCAUUUCAAAAGGCUUUAAACCUUUGUACCUCUGUCUGUAUCUUUUCCCUACAAUAUUUCUCUGGGUUUUAUUUCUCUUUUUUCAUCGUCUUUGGCUUGAGUUCUUUUCUUGUCUUGUAAUAUCUUUUACUUUGCUCUUAUAAGUUAGUUUCAUUAAAACAGCAAUCUGAUAAGCUGAAACCAGUUUAGUGUAUGUAAUCAAACUGAAAUUCUUGAUAUUCGUUAGGUUUACUUUUGUUAUUUCCCUUGAAUAACUUUUUAAAAUCUCUAUCAAUUUCUUUUUGGAAAAAAAUUGUUUUGAAGAGGAAGAGUAGAAAAGAAAGGCUUUAUUAUAGGCUGAAAGAGGCUGAAUGAGGCAAGUUCUAAAUUUAGUUUUUUUUGUUUACUAUAGUACUUUAUAUACAAUUCUAGAGCAAGCUGCUUAACUUCCUUUUUUUAUAUUUUAAUAUGUUUAUAUAAUAAAAUAAUAUUUUGAAACUUCUCUUUUUAGGUAAUGUAUUUUAAGAAUAGGAAGCAUAACCAUUUUUCUCAUCAUUAUAUUGUAUUUUGUGAUAAUUAUCCAGUUUGGUUAUAAAUGACAGCAUUCUGUAUUCUCUUUCCUAAGGGUUCUAUUAUUUGCAUAGCUGUUUCUAGAGUUAUAGAGUGUUACAAAGCUUCAUAAUUUACACUAUUAGUAUGUGAAACUUGGGCUGAGAUCCAGGCCCUCAUAAACUACUUGGCCUUAGGUAAGAUACCAAAUGCUCCAAAACCUUAUUUUUGGUGCUGAUUAAAAAAUAGUAAGUCAGUGAUUGUAGCUCCCUGUUCAGCUGAAUUUGAGAACUAAAUGGAAUUUUGUAGUCUGUGCCCAGCACAGCUCCUGGCACAUAAAAAAUGUUCAGAAUAUGGUAGAUGCUAUUUUAUUAUCUUUGUGGGUACCUUAUUUAUUAACAUCACAAAUUAAAGGUCACCAACCCCAAUUCAAACAGAAGUAAAUCAUGGAGCAUUAGGGUUUUCUAAGAUAGCAUUUCUUUUUGCAAAUUUAUUUAAACUCAAAAUUUGGGUUAAACUCAGCUAUUUCAAGUAUGUUUUUGAAAGCUUAUUUUCCAGAAACAAUUAUUCAUGAAGACUUUGUUUGAGAUUAAAGAUAUCCAGCAAGCUGAUGUUGAGAUAAGACAGAGGCAUGAUUCUGAGGUUAACCUACCUCGUUACUUUAUUGUGCUAAGUAUGCUUAAACAUUUUAUUCUCAUUAGGGAAGUAAUCAUAGGAAGGAUUGUCCAGGGAUGGCUUAUUAUUUGUCUUUGUGCUUUAAUUUUCCUCAUUGAUUAAAAUGGAAUUUAAGGUAUUUUGUCAUAUAUCUAUUUCUUUGGAGAAACAAUGAUUAAUAAGCUGAUUCGCUCCAUAGAUUCCAUAAAUUAUGUGAAUUUAAAGAUAAGUGAAGUUGCCUUAAAGGACUUUUUCUCUUUCCCUCCCCACCCUAAAAGGUAAUCAUUAGAUGUGAAAAAGAUACAAUUAUAUGAAAAGUAUAUGAAAAAGAUUGAGCUGUGAGGAAUUUGCUGCUGUAACUUUCUAAGCAUAGACAGCAUCAUUAUAUGUGCAGGUGGGGCCCUGUAGGUACACAGGAGCAUGUAUGUGUUACUGAAUGAAUCAGUGCUAUACUCUGACAUGUAGAUUCCAAAAGCUGCUCUUUUCCUUAAGCAGAACUUAACUUUAUUUUAGAUUAAGAAGGAUAUGUAGAAAGUGGUACAUCUUCUAACCAAAUAGAUAUUGAGGAAAACAACAUGGCUAGAAUAGAAAAAAUUUCUCAUUUUAUGAUUUCUCAUACAUGGAAGUUUGAUUCAGUGCUAGUCUUGCUCUGUAUUUUAAAAUAUUCAUAACUUUUUUCAAUAAAGUGUUUUUUAAAUAUUAACAUGAUAUAAUUAAGUUUUUCAUGACUAUUUUGUUUUAAUUUUUUACAAUGAGCAUUUAUAAAAUUUCUUUUAUAAUUAGGAAAAUUAAUGUUUUAUUAAAAAGAAUGCUGAAUAUUUAAAAGCAGUUUAACAUUUCACAAAACAGCUUAUGUUGAUAUUACAAGUAACACUAUCUGAUAAUGUCUCAAUACUGUUUGAUAAAGAUGGGGUAGUUUUCUGAGUUCUAUAAUAUUUGUUGUUUUAUUUAGAUUUUUCAGAUAAACUUGACAACCGUCUACUUUCAAUAUUAGAUGUUCUUGACUUAUUUUUGCUUUAAUGUAAACAGUUUGAGGUAUUACCUGAUGAAUCUGAAAUGGAUCUCAGUCACUGUAGGAUUUUAAAAUGCAUCAUUGACGGCACCUGUCUGCAUUUUUCACAUCUUUAAAUGACAAAAGACUGGCCGUGCGUUAUGAAAUAGGUUCCAUCUGGUACGUUACCUGCAUUUCCUACAUAGGCAGAGUUCUCCAAAGAAUGUAUUUAUAAUUUUUUAAUGGUAACUUUUAUUCUGCUUUUAUAUAUGACUUUCUACAAAGGUGAAGAAAAUAACAGUAAUAAAUUUAGCAGGAGCCUGUUAUGUCUCAAAUAUUUUUUAACGUGAAAGGCACAUGAUAUCGGUACCUUCAUUAUAAUAAAUGGAGCCAAAUUAGUUUUUGAGAUUCUAAAAUUCUAAAGUUUAAGGUGAUAAAUAUUAAGAAACAUAGUAUAUAAUAGAAUUCAUGAAAUGGAAAUAAUUUGCAAAAAUUUGAAAACUUUCAAAAAUGCUACUUAAUGCAAAAGAAAUACCUAUCAUUGUCUUAAACCUUUGGCCCCAGUUUUAUUUUAUUUUCUACUUAAGCAACUGUAAACAAGGUUGAUGACAGUUAAAAAUGGCAAAAUAUGUGUUAUAAAUUAAAUUAUUAUAAUUGCAAGCCACAAACAAGGUACAAAGUUAUAUGAGCUGUUAUUUAAAAUUUUAAUUUAUUUUUGAAUGAAAUGUGGAAUGUAGCAAGACAUGUGCAAUAGUUUUGUUUGAGAUUAUACAUGGCACAUGGAAUGUUUAUGUACAUACUCUGUAAAAUCUAACUUUAAGAUGUUUACUUAAGUUCCCAAUAGAGUUUGAAGUUUAGUAUAAUUAUUAGUAGAUGACACAUUUUUAUACAAAUAACCUCUUCAUAAUUAUUCAUUUACGUUUUUUCAGGAAUUUUAUAAUUAAAAAUGCUGAAUUGGUAAGAAAUUAUUGGAAAACACUGCAAAUUGAAAUUUGGAAAUGCUUAAAAUGCUUUUGAACAUAUAUAAUGCUCUUGACAUUAUAAACAAGGUGUAUUCUAAAAGCUUCUGUGAGUAAAUACUAUCUCAUUUCACAUUUAGAAAUCUGAGAUAAAAUUUUUAAGUGACCCUAACAAGAUCACGUAGUUUGACAAAGAUGCUACUGACCACAUGUCUUGUGCGGCAAUAAUGUUGCGUAUGAUAAAGUUCUUGAAUAAUGUAUUUAUAGAUGGCUGGUAAUGCAGUGAUCUAAUCUUUCUUUCUUGAAAAUAAAGACUUAAUUAUUUGAUAUAGAAAAAAUUCUAUGUGAAAUUUUAUCUUUUAACUUGUGAAGUAGGAAGAAUUAUUUUAAAAUUAACUUUAUGUUAGAGGUAUGAUUUUUGAGAUCACAGAAAUUUUUAAUCAGAUGUAUUAUCAGCCCUGAUCAGUGUUUUAAUAUUUCUUAAAACAGUUUUUUAUCUGUAGAGGGUAAUAAAAAAUUUACCUCUCUUUUUUGAAAACACAGCAUUCAUCUACUGGCUAUAUUGAGACAUGUAGAAUGAAUUGAACAGUGUUUGCUGUGUAUUCUAAAAACUAUAACCUUAAUGAUGAAGACAUCGAAAUCACAUUAUAUUCAUGUACCUACUUUUGGAAAGUACUCAUUUCAUGGUCAUGUACUUUGUGUUUUGAAAUUUUUUUGUAACAGAUUUGCAAUGUUGUUGAGUCAUCAUAGGUUGAAUUUUUCUCAAGCAUUAUGAUGGAAAAGAUUUUGAUGUUUCAGACAGCAGUGCUUUUGUAUGUUUGUAACCUAUAAAAUAUCAGUCAGGGAAUCAGUGAUUAAUUUGAGUUAGUGAUAUAUUAAAUAAACCUUUUAAAUAUGUAAUCAGUUUCUUUCAAUGAAAUAAAUGUAGUUACAGAAAAAUUAAAGGAACUCAAAUUAGGCAAACACAAGAUUGCCUUGUAAGUGUCCUUAGAGGAAGCCUUUCUUUAAGUAGUUUCUAGUGUCUGUAUCAGUUGAAUAAAAAUGAGUUCCCCUGAGUUAUUUGAAAAGUUUAGUCUCUUAAGUAUGUAAUAUUUACAUAACAAUUUUAUGCUACUUAUUAUUAAUAACUACUUAAUUUAUGCUACUUAUUUAAAGAGUUUGCAAGGUGAAUUAUUUCAAAGUCCAAAUUUGGAUUUAAAUCUUCAUUAACCAGAUAUUUUUGCAUUUUGAAUCAACAAAUUAGGUCAAUAAAUAUUGAUUAUGCUAUGUGAAGGGCAUAAAUUGUGGUUCUAUAAUUGUCCUGGACUCUUAAAUCAAGAGUAACUCAUUGAAUUGUGUGAAUUCAACAGCAGGAAGAUUAAUUUUUAGAAUUUGAGGGAGAGAUUGCAGCAAAGUCAUAGGAACUAUGCAAUACAUUGUAGUAUUAGCGGGAUUAAUGCAUUUUAAAAUAUGAAUUGGCUUCAACAUUUAGCCAUGUGUUUGGAUGUUGUAGUUCUAAAGGAUACCACAGGCUAUUUGACAAGUUAUUAAAGUGAAAGGAGAAGAAAUGUUCAAUGUUGAGAUUAGUACAAAAGUGUUGUGAGGAGAAAUACACAAUAACUUUGGAAUGCAGUAUGAAAAAAAUCCUUCAUAUGGAUUAUAUCUGAUUAGAGUAAAAUCAUCACUUUAGAUAUAAAUGAUAAGCUUUGAGAUUGGAACAAGAAUAUUAACAUGGGUAGAAGUAGCUUUAGGGAUUACACACAGGACAUGUUCUAUCAACUUUUUUUAAUUUUUGAGAGGGGGUCUCACUCUGUCACGCAGGCUGGAGAGUGCAGUAGAGUGAUCUUGGCUCACUGCAAUGUCCGACUCCCGGCUUCAAACAAUUCUCCUGCCUCAGCCUCCAGAGUAGCUGGGACUACAGGUGUCUGCCACCACACCUGGCUUUUUUUGUAUUUUUAGUAGAGACAGGGUUCCACCAUGUUGGCCAGGCUGGUCUUGAACUCCUAAACUCAAGUGAUCCAUCCGCCUUGGUCUUCCAGUGAUGGGAUUACAGGCAUGAGUCACCAUACCUGGCUUUAGGCAUCUUCUUAGACCACUUUUUCUAGAGUUGUUUUCCUAAUAUUUGUCUUGUGAUUACAAUUGAAGAUCACUAUAUGCAGGCUAUUAUGACAGGCAAGUUUUAACUUUUCUGUCAAUCAAGUUAAUCAUAUGAUGUAGACCUAAUAUUUUUUGAAUAAUAGAAUUAUUCAUUCUUUUAUCUAAGUAUUUAUUAGGUUCUUACUGUGUGCCAGGGACUGUUCUUAAUUCUAUAUAAGAUAAGGAGAUUUCUAAGUGAAACAGAUUUUCAGUUCUCCAAGAGCACUUAGACUACAAGGGCUAUGUGAACUUUAUAUGGAUACCUAUAAGGCAAGAUAGGAGUUGACAAAUUACAGUUCGUUGACUAUUAUAAAUACAAUUUUAUUGGACCAUGGCAGCACUCAUUCAUUUAUGUAUUGCCCGUGGAUGCUUUUGUCCUACAAAUGGUAGAGAAUAGUUGUGAUGGAGAUGUUAUGCCCUACAAAGCUUACAUAUUUACUGUCUGGCCUUUUAUAGAAAAAAAUUUGCUGACCCCUGGUAUAAGACAUUAUAUUGCCGUUUAUUUGCUACUCACAACAGAAUGCUGUGCUUUUAUGAUUGCUAAAGGAUCUCAUACGAAGGAGUGAUUACUGAUUUCAACCUGAUUCAGUCAGGCUUCAGGAAAAUUUCUAGCAUAGGAGUAAAAACCUAGAUAUUGAUUCCCCCUCUGUGAUUCCAGUGGCUUGUCAACUGAAUACCUGUCUGUAAAUGAAACACAGAUCUAUUUUUUCUCAUUAGUUCUUACUAUUGUAUAGUUAAUCUACAUUACUUAUAUUUAGAUUUCUCCUACUCAGGUAAAGUUCUUUGCAUAUCAAACUUAGUGUCUAGUUUCUUUAUUUAACUACUAAUGUAGCAUAAUCAUAUUUUAUCUUUAAAUAUGGAGUCAGUAGUAAUUAAUAUUCGAUGUAGUCUUUAAACUUCAGAAGAAUUUGUUAAACGUCUCAUCAAUAAAUGAUAAUCUCAUAGUCUAAAAGAGUUAAUUUACUUAUAAAUAAGCAUGCCUCUUUUGUAGUACUCUAAAAGGCAAUAAAACAAAAAACUAAAGGACAGAAGAUCUAGCUGCAUAAAAGUAAAACUUACAUGCAACUCAAAAAAAUAUGACAAGAGAAUUCAUAAUUCAACACCAAUAUAUGACAUUAUUAAUAGGCUCUUGGUAAUAUUUAAGUUAGAAAAUAAAUUGAUAUAGUCAUACACAUGGCUAAGAUGUAUUGCAGUGCUAGGAGUUUUGUUUUUUUGACAUUGUCAACUAAUGAAUGAAAAACAAAGCAAUUUUAAAUGAGCUACAAUUUAUAUUUACUCAAAAUUAAGCCAUUUAAAAAAUCUCAAUGAUUCAGUUAAUCACAGGGAUAUGAUACAUUUUUAUUAAUAUUUGCCUUGACAGUACUAUUGUUUUAAACUAUUAAUAAUCCACUGGGAAGUUUUGGUUUUCUUGUUUAGUAAAUCAGUAAGAAAAUGAAUAUGUGUUCUUGAUGUUUUUCUUGAAAAUACAGUUCACUGAGUCUGUUAGAAUAAAAGGAAACACUUACACACUUGUCCCUUAUUAUCUCUGUGGGAUUGGUUCCAGGAUGCCCCAAGGAUACCAAAAUCCAGAGGUGCUAAAAUGCCUUGUCUAAAAUCAUAUACUAUAGCCUACACACACCCUCCCAUAUACUUUAAAUUAUCUCUAGAUUACUUAUAAUACCUAAUAAAAUGUAAAUGUAGUAUAACUAGUAUUGUUUAGGGAAUAGUGACAAGAAAUGUACAAGUACAUUUCAAGUACAUGUAUAAGUCUGUAUAUGUUGAAUACAGAUGCAGCCAUCCAUUUUUUCCCCUGAAUAUUUUCAAGCAGUGGAUGGUUGAAUUGAUGGAGGUGAAACCUAUGAAUAAUGUAAGACUGACUGUAUGUUGCUUUUAUGCCUUCAGUACUGUUUAAAGUCACUGAGGUAGUAGGGCCAUCAUUGGAACCCAGAUACUCAGAGUGAGUACCUUAAUAAUGUUUAUCGUAUGUUUUCCCUAAACAAAUGAAUAGGAUAAUUUCAUGUAAAAUUGUAUUUUAAAAGAUUGUAAAUGGUCAGAUUUCCAUUAGUUUGAUUAUGAGAGAAAGAUUUCAGAGAAUCAUUAGGUCCUUCUGCCUUCUUCAGAAGAGUCAAUGGACUGGAGGGUCUUAAGAGAAGACCUCAAGGAUGUCUUAUAGAGAUAAUUUGAGUGGCAAGGUAUUGUUUCCACUUUUUUAUAUUCCCACCAACUUGCCCUUCCACAAUUGGCACCUUUUAACUUCUGACAAUGUCGUAAAAGGAUGAAUUAUGGCAAAUCACUAUAAACCUAUCUCAAAUACUUCUAAUUGUCAUCCCUUCCACAUAAUUAACUUUGUUUUUCCUCCUCAUUCAUUUUAGUUAUUUUUAAUUUUCAAAGAAAUAAUGCUCAUGAAGGAAAUUUAGGGAAUGUUAAAAUGUUAAAAAAAGGGACUAAAUUAUUUAUAGUUUUCUUACCCAGAUAUAAUUAGCUGUGAUAAUGACAAGUCUUGAUUUUGGUUUUCUUUUCUUCCAUUUCCCUUCUAUGGAUUAGGGCUUUUUGUAAAGGAUUUUUAAAUGUAGGUAUUUAUAACUUAAACAUUUUUUUAUAUUAUCAUAUAUUGUUUAUGAACAUUUUUGUAAGUAAAGCUUUUCCCACAUUUAGUAUUAUUUUCUUACAACUUUUAAGGAAGAGAUACUGAAGCAAACAGAAUAAAGGUAUUUUAAGACUAUUUAUGUAUAUUGCCAAAUUACUUUCCCAAAGGAGUUAUCCAGUUUAUCUUCACACCAAUAAUGUAUCAAACUAUGAUGAUUCAUCGCAGGCUUGCUAGCAGCAAUUCUACAGUAAUAAAUCAAUUAACGGAAUUUGAUUUUUCACUUUUUUCCCAGCCCCUUUAGGAAAUUUGUUUAGUUCUUUGUGAUAUUUUUCCUUUCUUACACUAAGACAGACAAGACAGACAGACGGACGGAUAUAUUAACUAGGAUGGCUCUGCAGAGCCUCUUUUAAACCAAAUUGUCUCAGACUCUUUAUUUCAGAAGUCUUUAAGCUCAGAUCAUCUUCUCACUAUUAUUAGCUCACCAUUUACUCUGUGCUGCUGUUGCUUUGUUGUUUAAGGCCAUGCAUUAUUUUAAGAACAUUGAAUUCUGUCAAUGCUGUUCUCCCAUUGUUACUGCUAUCAUCAGCAUUGCCUAUUUCAUUGUAUCUUGCGUUUGCCACACAGCCACCUAUGUAUUGGGUUUGAGAAAACCUUCAAAAAUGUUUUCUAUUAUAUUUUUCUGCCUUUGUUGCAGUGGUAUCUCUACUGAAUUUUCAAGGUAGGGAAAGAUAUUUUCCUAAGCAGAAAAUUUAGAGGCCUGUGUCCUUGGAGAGUUUAUGAAUAUCAAGAUUUCAGUAGUUGAGCACUGACCCCAGGCCUCUUAUUGAUACUUAGGAUUUCCCUAACCUGGAGAACCAUGGGAACAGUAUCCAUAGUGGUAGAGGCUGUGGCAAGCGAAUUAGUUUUCACAUUGGAGAGGUCACAGCUGGUGUGGUUGUCUAACAAGCAAACAUGCUUGCAGGUCUCUACUGUUUCUCCUCAUUAUGUCUUUUGCAUCUCUCUGGUACCUCAGAGUGCUUUGUAUAUAGUGGCUCAAUUAUUUCUUGAGCCAAGUACAGAGUACUAUGUAUAUAGUAAGUCAUCUAUUUCUUGAGCCAAAUGAAUUUAAUUGUCAGGGUUAACAGUAUUUCUUGGGUCUCUUCUAGUAGUUCUUUCCCCUCUAACUCACUUGAGGGUAUGGUUGGACUGAAGAUUACUUCAAGAUUCUUGUCCCCAGUGCCUUGCUAUUACUGACUGGGGAAGCUAGGGAAAAGAAUAUUUAAGGAGAGUUGAAUGAUUAUUUAAUAUACCUAUCAUUUAAUAUAGCUUUCCACUUUAACGUUGAGUGGACUUACAGGCUCUUCCUGAACAUGUGUGUGUCUUAAAGGGGGGUGAAUAUACUUUGGGGUAGCUCAGGCUUUUUAGAUAAUGUUUAUUUAUAUUAAGCUGAAAUGAAUAUGUUUUUGGCUUAUUCCCAUUGUGAUUAUAUAGGAAAAAUGAGAAUUUUUGUUUUACCCAACAACCUUCUGUAUACCUUAGUAGAACCAUUGUUUCUGUCCAGGCUUCUCUUGGUCUUGAACCAUUCUCGUAAAGUAUGGUUUUGAAGCUCAUCACCAACUUUUCCCUGAAUAUGCUCUAAUAAUACUUCUUUUAAUGGUGCUCAGAGCUGAAUAAAAUAUUAUGUGUUUGAUAUGACCAGGAACAAAUGAGAGUGAGAGUAUCAUUUUCCCUUGGGUUAUAUACUAUUCUGCUAUUUAUUCAGGCCAGAAAUUAAUUAUAUGUUUUUGGUAGUUAUAUUUUAUCCUUUAAUAUAUUGAGGUUUUUAAAAAUAAAUCCAUAUGUCCUUUUUACAUAUGCUUAAUUUAUAUUCCUUCUCCAUAUAUAUACAAUGGUUUUUGUUUUUUUAAAGAAAUUUUACAUUGUUACCUCCCUUCAACUUCAUCUUGUUAGAGUUGGCUCAAUUUUUCCAGCAUUUCUGAAACCUUUUUUCCAUUUCUAAUACAGUCAUGAAACUUUUGACUUCUGCAAAUAUGAUAUACUUUCUUUUCAACUUUUAGGUUCAGGGGCUACAUGUGCAAGUUUAUUACUUAAGGAAAUUUCAUGACACUGAGCUUUGGGGUAGGAAUGAUCCCAUCAGCCAGGUAGUAAGCGUAGCACCCAGUAGGCACAUUUCAACCCUCAUUCCCCUCCCUCCUCCCUCUAGUGGUCCCUCCCCAGUGUCUGUUGUUCUAAUCUUUUUUUUUUUUUUUGAGAUGGAGUCUCACUCUGUUGCCCAGGCUGGAGUGCAGUGGUGUGAUCUUGGCUCGCUGCAACCUUCGCCUCCUGGGUUCAAGCAAUUCUUCUGCCUCAGCCUCCCAAGUAGCUGGGACUACAGGCGUGCACCACCAUCCCUGGCUAUUUUUUUGUAUUUUUAGUAGAGACAGUUUUUGCCAUAUUGGCCAGGGUAGUCUGGAAUUCCUGACUUCGUGGUCCUCCUGCCCCAGCCUCCCAAAGUGCUGGGAUUACAGGUGUGUGCCACCGCACCCAUCCUGUUUUUCUAAUCUUUAUAUUCACAUGUACCAAUGUUUAGCUCUCACUUAUAAGAGAAAACAUGUAAUAUUUGGUUUUCUCCUCCUGAGUUAAUUUGCUUCUAGCUACCUCUGUAUGAACAGAUAACAAAAGACAUACAUGUAGCCAACAAAGAUAUGAAAAAAUACUCAUUCUCUACAUAUCAUUAGAGAAAUGCAAAUCAAAACCACAGUACCAGUCAGAAUGACUACUACUAAAAAGUAAAAAACAAGUAACAGAUAUUGGUGAGGUUGCAGAGUUAAGGGAACACUUACAUACUGUUAGUGUUUAUUUUAUAAUCAUUUGAUAUAAUCCAGAUACUUGAAUUUGUCAGAUGAGAGGAUUUUAUUUUCUAAGCUUAUACUAUAUAUUGGAUUAUAAAUUUUUUAAAGUCCUUCUGUUUACCUAUUUAGCAACCAAAGUAUAAUUCAAUUUAUGAUUACUUGACAACAUUUACUAUGAGAAAUGUUACCAUUUGUAUUCCAUAACUACACUUAAAAUAUAGAAAAAUUGUAAUACAGAUACCUUUGGCAUUUGGGACAUAUUUUACAGAGAGAUUUUCAAGAAUGCCUUUUAGUGGAGAUUUGUAAAAUGAAAGAUUAUAAUCUUUGGGUUUUUAUUUAAGUGCAGUUCUGCCCAAGGACAAAUGAAUAAAUAGAUGACUUUUCUAAAUAAUCCUUAUAGAGUAAUAAUUUUGUGAUGCUUUCCCCAUCCUUGAUUCAUUGUUCUCCUUACUUGCACAGAAAGCCCAUCUACUCUCAGGGAUUAAACUAUCAUCCUUUUGCUAAGUUUUCCAAAAUAGAACUUUCCAAAUCUAGCCUUGUACCUUUUUUUCAGGCACAUGUAGUAUGCUGCCUUCAAUGAGCCUUCUUAUUCUGGAUUUUUCAUAAAAAUUGAACAAUUUCAAAGAAAAAUCAUUAUUACCAAUUCUUAUUACUUAUACUGCUAAUCUCUUUUUCUUUUUGUUGUUGUUAAUGUCAUUGGUUCCAUUGCCUUCUUAUAUUUUCACUUAAUAGCCCUGUCUGUUUAAUAAAUGUUCAUUAAAAAAAAUGACUGUCUGGACAUUUUCUUCUCCCUUAAUCAUUAUUUCAUUCAGAAUCCAGCUUGUACAAUUCAUUCUUUGCUGUCUUUUAAGAAACCUUCUCUGGGUAACCAGAUCACUUUUUUUUUUUUUCGUUUCUUCCAUAGACAGAUCACCUUUAAAAAAAAUCUUUAUGUAAAGUUUUAUUAUAUUCUCUAUAUAGUUUUAUUCUCUGUGUGUUUUGAAUCAUAGGAACUUUAGGUUAACUGAUACUUAUGGGUACAGCUUCCCUAUGGCUAAAAAUCCUUUCAUAACUAGUAAGGUAGCCUCUUCAAUUAUUAUAAGUUCUUUGACUUAGAAGAUAUUUCCUAAUUAUGAGCCCCAAAAUCUUCUUUCUUGAAAUGUCCACCAUUUGAUCCUAUGUCGUAUCUCUGUAGAAACACAGAAACAGGUCUCCCUUUAUGAUGUAGUUCUUCUGGCAUGUGAAAGUUACUGUUAUAUCUUCCUUCUCAGAUUGAACAUCUUUAUUUCUUUAACACAUUACUAAUUCAUUCAGAAAAUAUUUAUUGAGUAUCUUUUUCUUUUUUUGAGACGGAGUCUCGCUCUGUCACCCAGGCUAGGGUGCAAUGGCACGAUCUUGGCUCACUCUGACCUCCGCCUCCCAGGUUUGAGCAAUUCUCCUGCCUUAGCCUCCUGAGUAGUUGGGACUACAGGCGUGCACCACCACACUGGGCUAAUUUUUUACUUUUAGUAGAGAUGGGGUUUCACCAUGUUGGCCAGGCUGUUCUCAAGCUCCUGAUCUCUGGUGAUCUGCCCACCUCCGCCUUGCAAAGAUUACAGGCAUGAGCCUCUGUGCCUGGCCUGUUGAGCAUCUUUUAUGUACAAGUCACUGUUUAGGUAUUUGGAAUAUGGUGAACAGGAAUGAUAAACUCUUUUCUCAUAGAGUUUACAUCCAAAUAGAGAUAAAAACUAUUCCAGAUUAAGAUGUCAGCAAGUAAAAAAAUAAGAUAAUUUUAGAUUAUUAUUAAUGCCAUGAAAAGAAUAGAACGGGAUAUUAGGGAUAUUAGGAUAGAGAGGUGAUAGAGAUGGGAGGCAACUUCCCCAUGAACUUUGGUUUACAAAUAUUUCAUCAUUUUCGUUGCCUUCCACCAAAACAACAUGCAUGGACUUGGCACUUUUCACAUUCUUAUGGUGAAAGACUUCUGAUCUGCUAAUGUCCUUUAUGUACAUAGGAAAGUAUGGCACUUCUUAGUUAUGUGGGAGAUGAAGCUGUCUGAACUACCAUGUCAGUGAGGGAACUAUUAAAGAAGAUUAGAAAAUUUAGACCUUUUGCGGUUAUUGUUAGACGGAGUGUUCUCUUGCUCAGUGUGCUCUUCUUACAGUGGGACGAGUAGUUGCCAUAUUUGGACAAUGUGCUGCCCUUAGUGCAGCUCCACAUGUAAUUAGCUGUCCCAACAGCAGGUCACCCUAGCUUUGUAGUGAACUUUUUAGGUCUAGAUCUCACCUGUUUGGCACUUGAAUAUAGUUGCAGGGCUUUGCAGUUACUCCUUACUUAGCCCUUCCUUCUACUUUUAUGUGAUCUUUUCUAAUUUUUUUUAUAGAUUUGGAAAGUGUACCUUCUCUAUUGUCUUUAAAGUCAGCAAAAUGAUGUAAGCAGAAGAGUACCUGGGCAGAACUUAGCAAGAAGCUUUCUUCUAAAUUGAUUUUUCUUUAUUUAAUUAGCACAUUUUGAGUAAGGCCAUAUGUCUACCUCAAACUCUACUUAAAUGUGUUAAUAUCUAGUUCCCAUUUUUUCCCUUUUAUUUCAAAUAUUUUAUGAAAUGUUUGCCAAAGAGAGUGAAGCAUAGACCAAGCCUGAUGGCUUGCGCCUAUAAUCCCAGCACUCUGGGAGGCCGAGGUGGGUGGAUCACUUGAGGUCAGGAGUUUGAGACCAUCCUGGGCAACAUGGUGAAACCUUAUCUCUACUAAAAUUGGAAAAACUAGCCAGGCAUGGUGGCACAUGCUUGUAAUCCCAGCUUCUCUGGAAGCUGAGGUAGGAGAAUCACUUUAACCUGGAAGACGGAGGUUGCAAUGAGCUGAGAUCGCACCACUGCACUCCAGCCUAGGCAACAGAGUGAAAUGCCCUCUCAAAAAAAAAAAAAAAAAAAAAAAAAAAGGGCGGGGAUGUGGGAGAGUGGGGAGUAUGAAGCAUAAUGGUUAAUGGUUUAGCCUGUCUUCUAGAGUCAAACUGAAAUGUUGUAUUUUGUCACUUGUUAUCUGUGUAAUACUGGGCAUGUUACCUAACCUCUCUGACUGUUGGUUUCCUGAUAACUGUAUUGUCUUUGUAGGGGUAUGUGAGAUAAUGAUAUAUAAAUCACCCAUCACAGUGUCUGGCAUAUAAAAAAGUCCAAUAAAUGUUAGCAAUAGCAGCUGCAGUCAUUGUUGUUCCUGGCCCACAGAAAUUAAAUAUAGUCUAUUUUGGGCUUUCCAGAUCUAACAACCCUUUAAAUGCAUGUGCGCACACAUAAAUAUAUACACAGCUAGUUUUCUGCCACUUAUUCUUAGGAAUGGACACAGUAAAAACAUCUUUAUUUUUUAAGUUUUAUAUGCCAUCUGUCUAGAAUUUUACUAAAUGAAGCAUCAAUGUUACCAUCUCUGAAAUCCAUAUGUUCUUAUUGAAAGCUUAAAAUUUGUCUUCUCUCUAGUCAUUUAUCAUCUUUUCAGGGGUCUACACUUUCUCAUAAUAAUUCUACCAAAUCAAGUAGGUUUGGCAGAGGUUGCAGUGAGUCGGGAUUGUGCCACUGCACUCCAGCCUGGGCAAUAGAGAGAGACUCCAUCUCAAAAAAAAAAAAAAGAAAAGAAAAGAAAAAAUAGUAUUAAUUUUAUAUUUGAUAUUUCUUUGUAUGAGCCUUGUUAAAAAUAAGACAUGGGCAUGGGAGGCUGAAAAUAAAUUUGACAGUUACCUGGGUAUUUUUUUACUUAACCAUGAUUCUCAGGUCUUUGUCAGACAAAGAGUAAAAUUGUCUCUACCAGGGAAGAGAAGUAACAUUUUUACUAAAUAAAUAUAGAAGUAACUACUAAUAAAUACUAAAUAACAGAGCUACUGUGUGACAAGUACUGUAAAUAUCUAUUGUACAUUCAUAUCAUAUAAUAUGUUUAACCCUUUUAGCAACUCCAUUUCACAGGUGAGAAAAUUGAGCAUCAAUAUUUAAAUAUUGUGGUCAUCACACUCCUACUAAGUGGCAGAAUCUAUAGAAUUUGAAUCCAGUUUUGUCUGACACCAAAACCAUGUCCUUUCUACCUAAUAUUUGCUACCUACCCUACUAUUUGGCAGUUAACAUUAUAGUGACAUGUAUAUUAAAAUGGAACUAAUAAAGAGAAGCUAAUAACAGGUUCUUUUAUUGCUACAGAAGAUAUUUCUAGAGUCAGAGAAUUGAUGAGGAUCCAUGAGUAAAUUUUCCUCAAUAAGGAAACAUUAGCAUUUUAGAAAUAUGAUAAAACCAUGAAAUCUUAGAGUUGGAAGAAACCUUUUGGCUUAUGAGGUUUGUUUUCUGGACACAUAGCAAUUAUAUAUAUGGGAUUAUAUUAUAAAGAAUUAAUAGGCUGGGCACGGUGGCUCAUGCCUGUAAUCCAGCACUUUGGGAAGCCAAGGUGGGCAGAUCACCUGAGGUCACGGGUUCAAGACGAGCCUGGCCAACAUGGUGAAACCCCAUCUCUACUGAAAAUAUUUUAAAAAUCAGUUGGGCAUGGUAGUAGGCAUAUGACUGUGUGGACACAUAUUUCUGUGUAAUAUGAAAGAGUGAAUUUCAAAUAGUGGUUAAUUUCUUAGACUAAUACUGAGUAUUAUUACCCUAAAGACAAAAAAGUUUAAACCCGGAAAAGAAAUCAUAGACAUUACCUCUCUCUCUCUCUCUCUCUCUCUCUCUCACUUUCUCUUUCUGUGUGUGUGUGUCUGUCUGUCUAUCUGCAAAAUCAUUCAAGUUUCUUCUGCUUACAACAGUAAGUUCCAUGGGGGCAGGGAAUUUGUCACAUUCCCCACUGUAUUUCUACCACCUAGCGCAGGAUGCCAUAGAUGGUAGAUGUUAAGUAAAUAUUUGGGGGCAGACUAUCUUGGCUUUGCAGAUAAGUGUUGUACUAAAAAUGAGGGGAAUAUUUUUUCUUUUGAGUAGAUUAUACUGCUAAUCAUUUCAGACUUUUGCUUAAAUAUUUGAGUUUGUUUUUUUCCCUCUCUGAACUUCUAGAUGCCAUUAGCAAAAUGUUUCAUACAAAAGUUAAUAAUGAUGUUUAUCUUUGUGGUAAGUAUACGCUAGUGUGUAUUUAUGUUCCUGUCUUUUUAUCUAGUAAUAGAAAAGUGCAGCUGUUACCAUAUUUUGUCUCUCAUCAAUUGCUAACGGUUAGGUAAGUGUUACUUUAACUUGUAGUCCCAGAUAGGUUUAAAUCUUUGUGCUUAUAUAUAAUUGUUUAUGAAUAUAUUGCUGAUAAGGGAAAUUAUUGUGGUUAUCAAGUGUCAGAAAAUUUCAUGUUUUUGCCUGUAUCUUUCUGGUAACAAGGCCACUACUUUCUGUUAAAUCAGGUAUUUUCUGUGAUGUGAAUUAAUCCUUUAAGCCACUAAUCGAACAUUUCUCAGAAGUGUAAACUAUGGACAGUUUACAUCAGAUUCACUGGUAGUGCUUAUUAAAAUUACAGAUUUUUACCAACUACCUUAGUCCCCCUAAAUCAGAAUAUCUGGAAUGUGGGUCUCUGAAUUUGUGACAAGCUCUGCAGGUGAUUUAUCUGCACUCAGAAGUUUGAGAAUCGUAGUAUGAAACUUUCCUGGAAGUGUCUUGCCCUGGGGAGGGUCUCUAUCCUGGAAGCUCUACAGAAAGAAUCCCUCACUAUAAGCUCUCUGCCCAUUUAAAUUCUAAAGUAGUUAGUCUUAAGACACUGAUUGUGUCAAUUUGAAUUAUGACCAAAUGUACAUUGUUUCCAAAAGCUGUUGGGCUGGAGCAAAACAGGAAUAUCAGAAUUGCUCACUGGACCAAUACUGAAAGGAGACAAAAUUGCAUUCAGUUCCAGUUCCUGACAACAUCCCAGGAAAUGUCUCAGCUGCCUGCAUUGGGGAUUGUCACUGCCAAAAAGGCUUCAUCCCAUUAAAGACAAGUGGGAAGCUAGGUAUUCUAGAACUGAGCUGACUGGAGAAAAAAAAUAAAGUUCUACUUUUUCCAGGUCUCCAAGAACACAGCUUUCUGUGGUACUAUGAGAAUUUCAGCCUAAAAAUUCCUUGUAUGUGAGAUCUUGACUAUAUAAUCAAAUCUUCUCUACAGCUAUGACCCAUCUUGAAUAUUUUACCACUUGCACAGGGCUCCUACUGCAUUUGGCAGGAUACCAAAUGCAUCUCCCCAUCUCAGAGUAGAUGUCAUUCCAUGUAUUGAUCCAUCUUUUUCUCACUUCUCUAUCAUCAGCUGUAAACUGAUUUUGAAUUUCAGGGUUUAAAUCAGGAACCCUUACUUUCUAGUCCCUCAAAAGGCAGUUUAGAAAAAAAAAUAAUUUUACAUAUGUACAGUCUAUGUAAAUUUGUUUGUAUCAGAGAAGUGGUAAUACUACCUUUUAUAUACAAAGAUUGUGAUACUGAGUUACAUUUCCAGAAGUAAUGAUGAAUUUUUAUUCAUGCAUCUAUGUUGUAAUCUCUGGCCUUCCUUGAAUUCAGGGGCAUUCUAAAAUACAGUGUUUUGGUCAGUCAUAGUGGCUCAUGCCUGUAAUCCCAGCACUUUGGGAAGCCAAGGCAGGUAGAUCACCUGAGGCCAGGAGUUCGAGACCAGUCUGACCAAUAUGGUGAAACCCCCUGUCUAUUAAAAGUACAAAAAUUAGCUGGGUGUGGUGGAUGCCUGUAGUCCCAGCUACGUGGGAGGCAGAGGCAGAAGAAUAGGUUGAACGUGGGAGUCGAAGGUUGCAGUGAGCCUAGAUGGCUGCAUUGCACUCCAGCCAGGGUGGACAGAGCAAGAUUUUGCCUGUCUGAAAAAAAUUUUAAAAAUCAAAAUAAAAAAUAAAAUAACAGUGUUUAGUUAGGGAAUAGAGCAUACCAGUUAAUUUAUACUUAGAUUAAAUCCAUGACUUCACUGGCAUUGUGCUCUAGGCAAAUUAACUAGUCUCAGAAGUUUUAUUUUGCCUCUGUGUUUGUCUCAUUUUCUUAGUCAAGAAUUAAGAGUACUGACAUCAUAUAUUAAACUUUUUUGUAUCCCCUGGGGUAACUAAUUAGCAUGGUGGCAUAUAUAUAGCAGGUAUUUAUAAAGAAAACACUUGGAUUUAUUGAUGUUAAUUAUGUUUCAAUACAAGAGCAGUUCAGCUACUUUGCAUGGAUUUCUUUGGGAAGGAUUUACUAUGAUUUCUAUUUAUAUAUUCUUGUAUGUUGUUUUUGUGUUUGAGUUCAUACUUAGCACUUACCCAUCUUCUUCCUGGAGCUUCCUUUUGAGUGAAUGUGAUUAUUGCAUUAAUGGUAUAUUAAUUGUUUUGAAGAAUUAGUAUUUCUUUCUAAUUCAAGCCUAUGAUGUGACUCAGGCUGGUGAUGCAAUGAUGAUAUUAAGACAAUGUUCAUCCUCUUCAACAGGGAAAGUAAAACUAUUCAACUUGCUUUUGAAUACCCAGUAUAACUGUUAGUGAGCAAUUUUUUUAGGAAGGAAAUAGUCUCUUUAUAUAUUGCAAAUUUUGCCAUAUUAAACAAAAUCUUAGAAAAGUCGGUAUUUAUCAGAAUUUAAUACUAGGAAAUUGUUUCAAAAAGGACUUGAACAUAUCCAAAUCAGAGCUAAAUACUAUCACAAAUAGCUCUAAUUUUUUCACCUUCAAGCAAGCCACAUUCGGGUAUCAGCUGCUGGUUCUGUGGUAAGCAGGUAAAGUAGUUGUUCUGUAUACUGUAUGUGUUGGAGACCCCUCCUUGGUGGGCAUUGAAACAGUGGAAACUCAUAAUGAUUGCAGUCUCUUAAGAAGCUUACUUAAUCCGGCUGCAGAGUGCAGAAUUUAUUACAGGAGUCAGACCAGACAGGAGACUGUAAUGGACUAAAUGUAUGUGUGUCCACCCACUCCUGGCAUUCAUAUAUUGAAACCAUAAUCCCCAAUGUGACUAUAUUUGGAAACAGGGCCUGGAGGUGAUAUAGGUUACAUGGGGUCAUAAGUGUGGGGCCUUAAUUGGAUAGGCCUGGUUCCAUUAUAAGAAGAGAAAGAGACAUCAGAGCUCUCUUUCUCUACAAUGUGAAGACACAGUGGAGAAGUGUGUAAUGCAUACUGUAUAUAAGUCACCAUGCUAGAGAAAGUGGCCAUCUGUAAGCCAGGAAGAUCCUCACUAGGAACCGAAUCAGCCAGCACCUUGAUCUCGGACUUCCCAGCUUCGAGAACUGUGAGAAAUAAAUUUCUCUUGUUUAAGAUACCCAGCUGUAUGUUUUUGUGGCAGCCAGGGCAGAUUGGGACUGAGAGAACACUGUCAUAAUCUAAGCUUGAGGUGGUAAGGAGAGUGGCAUCAGAAAAGACACCAAUGAGACGGGUAUGGUGGGAAAGGAAAGAAGGUGGUAUAGGAGUUCAUGGGACCUAGUGGCUGACAGCAUGUGGGGAGAAAGGAUAAUGUAUAUUAUCUGUAUUUCCCAAAGUGGGGAAAAGUUUUGUAAGUGUAAUCCUGUUGAGGGUUCAGCCUUCCAGGCCCCCAGGUUUGGUGAUUUGCCAGAAGGAUUGACAGGACUCAGCAUAUAGUCCUCAUUGCUGCAUUUAUUACAGUGAAAAGAUACGAAGCAAAAUCAGUAAAGGGAAACGGCACAUGGGCAAAGUCUGGAGGAAACCAGGCACACACUUCCUAAUCUUCUCCCAGUUGAGUUGCACAGGAUGAGCUUAAUUACUCCAGAAUCAAGUUGUGAAAGUAUGGUAAAGUGUUAUGUGCCAGAGAAGCUUGCCUGAGCCUCAGAGUUCAGGGUUUUUCCAAGGGCCCAUCACAUAGACACCCUUUGCCUAGAAUGUACCAAAAUUUCAGACUCUCAGAAGGAGUUUAACAUGAAUCACAUUGUUUGCACAAUGGUUUAGGUACAAUAAACCACACUUAUCAGGGAAUAAUGGCAACUCUGCUGAAAUUCAGGUUCCCAGAUGCCAGCAAAGGGCCAACCUUUCAAGCAUUUCAUUCUUUUUUUUUUUUUUUUUUGAGACGGAGUUUCGCUCUUGUUACCCAGGCUGGAGUGCAAUGGUGCGAUCUCGGCUCACCGCAACCUCCGCCUCCUGGGUUCAGGCAAUUCUCCUGCCUCAGCCUCCUGAGUAGCUGGGAUUACAGGCACACGCCACCAUGCCCAGCUAACUUUUUGUAUUUUUAGUAGAGACGGGGUUUCACCAUGUUGACCAGGAUGGUCUCGAUCUCUUGACCUCGUGAUCCACCCGCCUCGGCCUCCCAAAGUGCUGGGAUUACAGGCGUGAGCCACCACACCUGGCCUCAAACAUUUCAUUCUAAGUGUAGUGGUCGCAGACCUGCAAUGUUAACUGUUUUUUGCACAGUAAUAUUUUAAACUCGAGAGGGAACAUUACGUAUAUGUCACUCUGUUUUUCUUAAUGAAGGUUAUGCAUAAUAGAAAAACAUUUUAACCAUAAUUAUUGUCUUCGGUUGGCCACAUGAAAGGAUAUUCUUGAGAAGCAUUAGGAAGAAAAAACAACUCUGAAUACAAUGAAAUGUCGCCAUGCCUUUAAAGUCAACCAUGGAACAGUAUUUUAGGUUAUAUUCUUCUAUAGAGUAAGAGUUAUUUAUACACUAUCUUUAGUAAUAAAUACUUAGGUCAAAGAGUAAGAUGUCUGUGCUGAAAGCACCAUCUCUUGAUGACAUAGGAUCUCUGUAAACCCUGCUGGUGUGCAGAAUUCCUCAUAUGUCAGGUGCACAAUCCCAAAGCUUUCCCACUUUGUACUGCAGGUGCAAAGAGAUUUUUAAAGCAGCAUCUUCUUUUCUUGAUUUUCAUAUAGCAUCUACUGCCCAGAGCACUGGGUGAGUCUCAGAAGUGGGCAGUAGAAAGUGUAGGCUCAAGAACUUCCAGAAAACAGGAUGCUCUGACAGUAUUUUCCUUUCCAGUAUGGCCCUUUCUUUCCUUACAAUGUUACCUCAGAGCUUUCUCUUGCUAGUUAAUAGAAAGAUAGUUUUGGAGCAGACCACAAAUUCCGAGGUAUGGUUUGAGGUAAACAUAAUUUGGCACAUAUAAUUACAUUAUGUUAAACUUUAAAAGUUUUCAAACUUUCAUUUAGUGCCAACAAAAUCUCCUCUAGAAUCUACAUAUAUAAAACAUGAAACAGCUGAGCUGCUCAGUAGGUUGAGUUGAAGCAGGCUGAGGAGUCCUGCAGUCAUCCACCCCUAAAGCUCCUGUAGAGAAAGUUAAAAGUUCUUGGAGAUUGCUGCUCCCCUGUAACUCUGUUGUAUUAGAGAGGAGAAAAUGAGUGAUCAGGAAAUUAAUCUAUAUCCAUUAGUUCUUUCCAGUCCUUACAAACCCUUUUCUAGACCUUCUUUGACUAACUCCAUUUUCUCCUGUAGCUGUUCCUGUAACAUUUUAUAUGAACAUAGUGCUUAUCAUUUUGUUUUAUACAUAAAUGUUUAUGCUGUCUCCCCCGGAGUCCCUAACCUCAGUCUAUUUUCUAAGAUUAAUUUUAGAUCCUCAGUGCUUAGUGUAAUCCUAGUAUAUAGUAGGUAGUUAAUAAGCACAGCAUUAAAAUGAAUAAAUUUAGUCAAUACUUUCCUUGGAAAUCAUUUAUUCAAUUUGUAGUAUCAUUUUGCAUUUUUGAUGUUAUAAUUUCUAAUGGUUCUCUUGUUAAUUUCUGAGAUCAUUUAUUUCUUCAACUACAUUGUCAGCUCUUUUAAAAUCUUUAAUGCCUACUCACCAGCAUGAAACACAGAAUAAUAGAAGCACUUUGGUAAACCAGAGAGAAUUCCAUGGAAAAUGUCAUGACUGUAGCUUUACUUCCUUCCUAGUACCUCUCAAAAUAUUCCUGAUAUGGGCAAGUAAGAGAGAGUGCUCUGCGCUUUCUUUUUUGAGGCCAGUAUGUAAAGAAGCAGUGUGUAACUGAAAUAAAAUGAAUUUGUAUCCAGGAUUUACCAGAUAUUACCUGUUGACCAUGGUCACGAUAUUGACCUUUUCUAAUUCUUAAUUCUGUCAUCUGUAAAGCAGAGAAAGUAAUAUCUGCCUUGUGAUAAGUAAAUGAAAUAACUUAUUAUGUGUUUUUAAUGUAUGUUUAUAUUAAACUUAAUGUAUGUUACAAUAAAUAUUUAAGUAAUAUUAAUAAGUAUCACUUAUCAAUAAAUAUUUAAAUGAUAGCUGUUGUCAUAUACAAGCAGGUGUGAUGAACCUGCUAGUGGUGUUUAAAUUUUAACAUGAGUCAAGAUCACCUUGGGAGCCUGUUCAAUUGCACUUUUAGGUUUAGUAAGUCUGAGUUGGGACCUGCAAUUCUUCAUUUCUGAAAAACUCCUAGGUGCUGCUGAUGCUGUAGUCUACAGACCAUACUUGAAGUAGCAGGCAUUGGAGUAUUCAAGAUUCCCAGUUUAUGUUUUUUUCUUUUAAUAUAUGUUGAAUGAUUGGUUGGACUAUCUUUGGCAGUUAUUUUAUAUUUUCUCAGAUAUUGUGACUGUGUUUUUAAGGUAGUUAAUAAUAAUAUUUUGGACUCAUCCAGUGUUUUGUUUUGAAAACUUUUUUUGUUAGAAUGCCAGGGACACAAUAUAUAUAUAUUUUUUAGUAUUUUGUGGUGCUGGAUAUCUAAAUAUUAGGGGCGAACAAUUAAGGUAAACAUGAUGAUUUUGUCCACUUUUGUAGCUAAAUAGAUUUAUUGAAUUUGAAAGGAUGCCAAGAAUGGAUUUAUGGCAUAUUAAGGCAGAUAAAACCAGGAAUGGUGGCUCACACAUAUAAACCCAGCUCUUUGGAAGACUGAGGUGGGAAGAUUGCUUGAGCCCAGGAGUUCAAGGCUGCAGUGAGUUAUGAUUGUGCUGCUGCAUUCCAGUGACAGAUUGAGAUUCCAUGUCUUUAAAAAAGAAAAUAGGACAGAUCAGAUCUUUGGCCAUUUGCUUUUGCUGUAUAAUUAUCUACAGGCCAAUAAUUAUAAGUAUAAGCCUAAAUCCCCGAUAUUAGAUGAAUAUUAGAACAUUAUAUAUUAUAUUUAUAAUUAGCAUUAUAACUUAUUAUUUAGAAAGACUGUAAAUCUUUCUAAGUUGAAGUUGAAAGAACGCUAUGCUGGGAGUCAGGAGAUGUGAAUUCUGGGUUUGCCUCCAACAAGGGUUAGCAGGGUGACCUUGGAAAGGUGAGAGUUAAUUCACUUUUUCAUGCAUUCAGGAUACUUUAUAAAAAUAACUUUUCAACAAAGUUCUCAGUCUUCUAUGUAAGAAAACAUCUUACCUAUAACAGUUUUCUAACCUUUAGCAUUCUGAGUUUAAAUGUAAAACUAUUAAAUGCUCUGAAAAAUUAAUGUUGCCUAUACUAUUUUUAAUUGUAUUAAUUUUGUUAAGAUUUUAAUAGUAACUUUUGGAGCAGUUUGCUGGCCAGUUGAAUAUCUAAGAUAUUUCAUUAAAUUUGCAUAUAUUUUUAUAAAAAUAUCAAGUAAAACGAUUAUAAAAUUUUUUAAAUUAUACUUUCAGGUAUUUUUCCAAUAAGUGGAAAAUUAUCUAUUAAAGUAAAACACAAAACACAGAGGUUUAUGAAUUCUUUAAUAUUAUACUCUUCAGCCACUAUGUGUAACUCUUUAAAAUACCAUGUUAAUUUGUGAGUACUUCCACAACCCCAAAUUAAAACAUGAAGUAAGAAAAUGGACAUUUGGUGCUGUUGGGAAAUGAUACUUGGUUAAGGAGUGCUUUACUGCAAUGAUGAUAUUUGAGAUGAAGGAUUUGACAAGUUAGUUAAUUAGUCUUUCCUCUUACCUAAGUGAUUUCAUCACUCAAAUCCUCCAGGAAUUCCAAAGCAGCAUCUAUCUCUGUCUUCAGCAGCAGCACAAACCAACCUUGAGAGCAUUCUGACACAUGAUGCCCUUUUAUUUUGAGAACGUAGGGCAAGAGAUGUGCAGAAGCAUUUUCUUGGGGCUUGAAGAUGUUAUUCGUGAGAAUAGAUAUUCAUGGUUACAGAUCACACAGUGUCAGUCUGAGGUCCAGAUGCCAAUGGCAGAAGAUGUUCAUGUGUUCUUCAGUAAAUUUAAUUUGGGUUAUUUGUGAUAGCCAGGGUCCUCUGGAUCACAGGGUUGAUGGCAGUCCCCUCUUUCUUAGAUAUAAGGGUGGUACUGUUUGUGUAUCAUAGUCUUGGGAGCAGAACUGGGUGUCCUGAGAUAUCAAAGUUAUGAAUGUAAUCUCAGCCAGAUUAUUGUAAUUAAAUAUUAUUUGGGUACCAGAUAAAAUGCUGGAAGUUAAUAGUGGGUAGGCUGCUAUCACAAGCCUCCUUAGCUGAUCUAUAUGUUUAAAUGGCAGCCGGAUGAUUAAAGUAGGUGAACAAACAGCUUUGCAAGCUAAAAUUAUGCUUUUCAUAAGCAAAUAACCUCCACUGUGCUGCUUAGCAUCUUGGAGUUGUUCUCUUUUUGGUUGUGGCUACUGUUAUGAUAUUCAUAUAGAGUAAUCAUCAUUGUUUAAUGUUUAGGACUUCUGAGAAAUGAAGUAAGCAUGGAAUUUUUGUCUUAUUUUUAGUGUAGAAAGUAGGAAAGGAAGUAAAUUUUCAGUUUAAUGUUGAUUCAAAGUCAACAAAUAGGUGAUGGCUAUUUCACAUAAUUUUCUGGUAUUUGCUUUCUAUAGCAUUGUUUUCAAACCCAAGUUUUAAGUUUCUCAGAUGGAGUUGAGGUACUGGGCAACUGGACAUCUUUUUCCUGACAGCAUUGUCAUAAGCUGUGUGAUAACUUUUAUGUUUAAAACUAAUGUAAUCAGGCAAUACUGUAAUGUGCAAUAGGAAUCCUUAUAUAAUGUGGAAAAAUAGUAAAAUUAUAUUUAUUUCAGAGGAUAUUGACAUUUAUUUUGUACUGUUUUUACUGUAUCCACAUUAGUAAGAUUUUCAGUAAGUGCUUUGAGAUCAGUUAGUGCUUAAAUGAGUGUUUAGAGAUCAGUCCUUUAGAGAUUUUUUUCAAGUAUUUGUAUAAAACCUGCAUAGUAUAUUUUAUAAAUAGUCUGCUAAUAUAGAUAAGAUUCUCAUAGCUAAGUAGUAAUAAUGUCAUAAACUAGUAAUAAGUUUUAUAAUUACUUAAUAUGAAUCUGUGGUUAAAAGUAUUUAUGAGGCAUCAUAUUUUUUCAAACAGUAUAAUAUUUAUCUAGGAUAUGCAUAUUACCUUUUGUGUUCCCUGUCUAGUUUUCAAGUAUAUCUUUUUGAACUUUAGUCCCUCUGUGACUGAUUUGUACCCCACCUUGUUUCAAAGAAAUUCAAGGGGACUGUCUCUUAAAUUUUUUUUCUUUUUUUUUUUUUGGUUGUUAUAUGUUUUGUGUGUGUGUGUGUGUGUGUGUGUGUGUAUGUGUGGUUGAGACAGGGUCUUACUCUGUUGCCCAGGCUGGAGUGCAGUGGUGCAAUCAUGGCUCACUGUAACCUUGAACUCCUGUGCUAAAGCAAUAUUUCUGUUUUAGUCCCCUGGGUAGCUAGGACUAUAGGUGCGCACUACUAUGCCUGGCUAAUUUUUUAAUUUUUUUUUUUUUUUAGAGAUGGGGUCUCACGAUGUUGCCCAGGCUAAUCUUGAACUCCUGACCUCAAUUGAUCCUCUGGCUUGGCUUCCCAGAGUGCUGGGAUUAUUUAAAAACCAAGGCACCACAUCCAGCCUUGGUUUUUAAAGUCUUGUCAGGAAGUAUUUUUAUUAAAAAUGACACUAUAUUCCAACCUCAAAUGCAUUCAUACAUGGGGAAAAUGUAACUUUUUGAAUGUGUUGAAUUUAUAAAUGAAUAAAUUCUUAAUUAUUAUUUAUAUCUUAAGUGAGCCUUAAAUUAGAGACCAAUAUAACUCACAAACCAUUGCUACCUGUGAAACCUCUCUUUUUCAACUUUUGUCUGUUCUCAAUUGUAUUCUGAAUAACAUCCAUCUUCCAUCAUUAUCAUUAAUAUAAUACUGGUAAGAGUAGAAUGGAAAUUAUAUUACCCUGAGUGUUUUUAAAUUUCCAAAAGAUACUCGGAAUCUUCUCUCUGUGUUUCAACAGGGCCUUAGCUUCGAUUGCUUAUUUUACUAUAAAGUAUGUUUCACAUGUUGGCCACAAUCUCCUUAAAUAUACUUUGCUAUUUAACCGAUGUAAAAUCGUACCCUAGAAAUACCUGCAUCCAAGAAUAACUGCUGUAGACCAAUGUGUCUCAGGCUUUAAUGCAAAUACCAAUGACUUGGGGAUCUUGUUAAAAUGUACGUUCUGAUUAAGCAGGAUUGACAUAGGUCUGAGAUCCUGCAUUUCCAACAAGCUUCCUUGUGAUGCCAUUCCUCCCGGUCUAGGUACCAUACCUUAGGGAGAAAGUAUGGGUUACAUCUGUAUGUCUAGUGCUUCAUAAUGCAUUUGCCAAGUGUUACAGGUCUAACUUGUUCUUAGGCAGUGGUUCUCAAACUUUAGAAUGCAUGAGAAUCACUUGGGAGAAUGUUUGCUCUAAAUUUACAUGGUUGGGCUCCACUCCUCAGAGUCUAUUUUGGUGGGGCUUUGGGACCCAAGAAUUUGCACUUUUGAAAACUCCUCAGAUUUUGAUGCAUAUGGACUAACACCACAAUUUGAGAAACUGAUACUUUAAAGUUUGGAAUUGCUAUAGAAAUUCAUGAUCCCUUCUGGAAUGACAGCUUGUAAAAGCCAAGCAAGGAUACAGUGAAAAGCCCAUCUGAAUGGAGAUUGCUUUGAAUGCCAGUGUAGUAUUUGGUUAAUGGGGAAGCGGUAGUAUAAUUUUGCAUGCUUUUCUUUUCUAUCCCAUUGCCUCAGGCAAUAUAAUUUACUUGGUGUAUAAUUUAUUGUAAUAUAUCAAUGGUGAAGACCAUAGCUUAUUUACUCCCUAAUUAACCCUAGAGGAGUCUUAAUUGGAUAAUUGGUUAGAAAUAGUAGAUGAGUAGGUAUAUUAAAUGUUGCAUGUAUGAUCAGUAUUGAUUCCUCUCUUGGAUUCUGACCAGGAUAUUUACUCUCUCUCUUGGAAACAUCUAUAUCUUUAAUAUUACUUGCUAUUAUAUUUAUCAACUGUCACAAGAAUAGCCUGUUCUUAUAAAAUAUGGAGUUGAUUCUCAUGUGCUUUGUUAAAAGGAAUUCAGAUAACUACUGAGUUGUCAUUUUCAUUUAAGACAGAAGUUAAAUUCUAAAAGUAUGUCACUCAAAGUGAAUUUUAAAAAAUUAUGUCUUUUAAUAACUUUAAGAUUGAUUCUUCAUCUAUUCAUGUCUCUGUUUUAAGGAUGUGGGUGGUAUUUAUAUAAUUCCUAAUUGAUUCUAUGCAAAUUAUUUUAAACAAAAAGGUUAUGUAGAGGUUAUAGUUAUUAGGUAAUCUUGUCAGAAACAGUGCCAUUUAGAAUACUUGGUUCAGCAAACUGUUUAAUGUCAGCCGAAGUGAUUUAAAAGCUUUAUUUAGGAUUAAUCCAUCAUCUGCUUAAAUUUAUUAUCUCAUUUAUUCACUAAUUUGCAUAUGACUUUGCAAUUCAGAAAUUUUAAGCAAACAGUGGUAUACCCAAAAAUGGAUUACAGGAUAAAUUGAAUUAAAGCAAACUGAAAUGCAGUAAAGGCCCACCCUGGACAGAAGCAUGGGAUUAGUGAGCUGUGAUUGCAUCACUCCUUUUCUGCUUCUCAGUCUUUAAGAGCAAGCUUCUUUAUGCUGUCCCUGGAUGGUUUUGUUCCACUGCUAUGAUGUGAGGUCUCUCUUGCUCUUGGGGAUUUAAAGUUUUGUGUCAGAUAUAGAUUUGAAGAUCAUCAUGACCAAACAUAGUUAGUGCUAUUUGAGAAGGAUAUCUGUCACACAAAAUGCUUUAUGGUCACAGAGAUUAGUUCUGUCUGAAGGGAAAGGGGAGAAGACGACAAACAUGCCAUAAUGGGCAAUUAACAUAUAAUCCUUUCAUGGGUGAGGAUACUGGUCCAAAUGACCUUUUUUGGAGUGUCUUUCUGUUGUGAGUUUUCUAGUUUAUUAAUAACCUAAGAACUGUGCCUCAUAGUCCGUAAUAGUCAUACCUCUCAAAACCAAGGUAGUUAGGAUUGGGGAGGAAAAAGGCUCUGCUAAUUUUUAAAGUAGACCUAAACAAUUUACACUACAUAUUUCUUUGACCUGAUUUUUUACUCUUUUGUGUACUACUAAAGCUUUAUCCUUCUGUCCUCUCAAACUUUUUUUAAAUUUUGCUUUACUUAACUACAAAUUUAUCAAAAUAGUCGUUUACACUUGAUGCCAGCCCAGUCUGAAACAGCUGCAAUCUAUGUUCUGCCACCAGCACUUGACUGUGAGUUCUCAUUUGAAGAUUAUCAGUGAUGUACUGAUUAAAACUCCAGUUACUUCUCUGGCUUUGUGUUCCUUCUUCUCUGCCAUAAUUGAAUCAUUGACCACUUUUUCCUUGAAAUUCUCAGUUCAUACCGCUUUCUGUUGAGUGCUUCUCACGCCACCUCAAUGGUACUUGUUAAAUGUCUUCCUUUUCUUCUUUCCUUUAAUUUAGUUGCACAAAGCCCCCACCUGAAAUAUCACCCUCUAUAUUCAUCUCUGCUUAUUAAGAGAUCCUACCUGUGCUAUAAGGCCUGGUUCGUAUGCCAUCUUACCUUUAAAUCUUUGAGCUAAAAUGUUUUCUUAGUUCUGUAGUUUUUCAUCUAAUUUGUACUUGAAGCACUUUUAAGUUGAGUGUUUCCUUGAUAGUAUGAUUGUGUACACAUUUCUUACCUACUCUAGCAGAUGUUAAGAAAAGGAGGAGAGAGAUCAUCACUAUAGCUUCCCCAAUGCUGUGCAUUAUCAGAAAUCUUUAAAUAUGUUUCUCAAUGUACUGUGGUGGGCAGAAUAAUGAUACCCCAAAGAUGCCCAUGUCUUAUUCUUUGAAAACACUGAAUAUGUUAGGUUACAUGGCAAAAUCGAAUUAAGGUGGAAUUAAUCUGGAUUAUGGUAGUGGGCCUGUUGUAAUCAUAAGCAUCACAAAAUAAAAGAGGGAGGCAGAAGAGAGUAAAGAGUGAUAACCUUGUGAGAUCUCAGUUAGCCCUUGCUUUAAAGAUGGAAGAAAAGAACCAUGAGCAAGGAAUGUGGGAAGCCCUUAAAAGCUAGGAAAGGCAAAGAAAAAGCAAGAAAGUAGAUUUCUCCCCAGAGCCUCCAGAAGGAAUGCAGCUGACACCUUGAUUUUGGACGAGAGAGACCCAUGUCAGACUUAUGACUUACUGAACUGUUAAAUAUAAAUACUCUAAAAAUGCAGAGACUGUGGGAUAAGUAAAAUAGGAAAAUAAAUAAACUUAUUAUUCCAAGACUUGCUUAAUUCCCUUUAGAGGUAAUUUGCUCAUUAUUACACUGUUUUUUGGUUGUUUUACAAAGGAAUUCUAUAUAAUAUAGUUAUCUCAAUGAAGAAGGAGCCCUAAUAAGAUAUAUUGAUUUAUUUUUCUUUCUUUCUUUUUCAUGUUGUGAAACAGUCUUGUUCUGUUGCCUAGACUGGAGUGCAGUGGCAUGAUAUGGGUUCACUGCAGCCUCUACCUCCUGGCUCCAGAGCUGGCUGUGAGCCAAGAUCUCACCACUGCACACCAGCCUGAGCGACAGAACGAAACUCCAUCUAAAAAAAAAAUUAUUAGCUAUUAUGAAUAGUGCUGUAAUAAACAUUGGAGUGCAGAUACCUCUUUGAUAUUCUGAUGUCCUUUCUUUUGGGUAUAUACUCAAUAGUGGAAUUGCUGGAUCGUAUAAUAGCUUAAUUUUCAGUUUUUUGAGGAGCCUCCAAACUGUUCUCCAUAGUGGUUGUACUAAUUUAUAUUCCCACCAACAGUGUAGGAGAGUUCCCUUUUUUCCGCAGCUGUUACUGCCUGUCUUGGAUGGAGGCCAUUUUAACUGAGGUGAAAAGAUAUCUCAUUGUAGUUUUGAUUUGUAUUUCUCUGAUGAUAUUAAUUACCUUUAUAUAUACCUGUUUGCCAUUUGUAUAUUAUCUUUUGAGAAAUGUCUUUUCAGAUAUUUUCCCAUUUUUUAGUAAAAUUGUUGGACUUGUCUCCUAUAGAGUUGUUUGAGUACCGUGUAGAUUCUGGUUAUUAAUCCCUUGUCAGAUGGGUAGUUGCAAAUAUUUUCUCCCAUUCUGUGGGUUGUCUCUUGACUUUGUAGAUUGUUUCCUUUGCUGUACAGAAGACUUUUGCCUUGAAGUGAUUCCAUUUGUCCAUGUUUACUUUGGUUGCCUGUUCUUGUGUGGUAUUACUCAAGAAAUUUUUGCCCAGGCUAAUGUCCUUAAAAGUUUCUCCAAUAUUCUCUUGUAGUAGUUCCAUAAUUUGAGACCUUCGAUGUAAAUCUUUAAUCCAUUUUGAUUUGAUAUUUGUAUAUGGUGAAAGAAAGGGGCCAUUCUCAUGCAUAUGGAUUUUCAGUUUUCCUAACAUUUAUUGAAGAGAUUGUCCUUUCCCCAAUGUAUUUUCUGAGCAACUCUGUCAAAAAUGAGUUCAUUGUAGAUAUGUGGGUUUAUUUCUGGGUUCUUUAUUUUGUUCCACUGGUCUGUGUGUCUGUUUUUAUGCUAGUACCUUGCCAUUUUGGUUACUAUAGCUCUGUCAUAUAAUUCGAAGUCAGUAAUGUGAUUCCUUCAGUUUUAUUAUUUUUGCUUAGGGCAACUUUGUCUAUUCUGAGUUUCUGUGCUCUCAUAUAAAUUUCAGGAUUGUUUUUUCUAUUUCUGUGAAGAAUGUCAUUGGUAUUUUGAUAAGGAUUGCACUGAAUCCAUAGAUUACUUUGUGUAGUAUGGACAUUUUAACAAGAUUGAUUCUUUCAAUAUAUGAACAUGCAAUAUCUAUCCAUUUUUGUAUGUAUGUGUGCUCUGCAAUUUCUUUCAAAAGUGUUUUAUAGCUUUCAUUGUAGAGAUUAUUUACUUCUUUGAUUAAUUCCUAGGUAUUUAAUUUUAUUUGCAACUAUUGUAAAGAGGAUUACUUUUUAAAUUUCUUUUUCAGAUUGUUUACUGUUGGGAUAUAAAAAGGAUUUUUGUAUGUUGAUUUUGUGUGCUACAACUUUAUUUGUUUAUUAGUUCUAAUAGUUUUUUGGUGGAGUCUUCAGUUUCAAAUAUAAGAUUAUAUCAUUUGCAAACAAGGAUAAUUGGACUAUUUCCUUUCCAAUUUGAUGCUCUUUAUAUCUUUCUGUUGUCUGACUGCUCUAGCUAGAACUUCCAGUACUUAUGUUGAAUAACAGUGGUGAUAGUGGACCUUCUUGUCAUGUUCUAGAUCUUAGAUGAAAGGCUUUCAGUUUUUCCCAAUUCAGUAUAAUACUAGCUGUUGGUCUGUUGCAUAUGGCCUUUAUUAUAUUGAGGUAUAUUCCUUCUAUCCCCAGUUUUUGGAGGAUUUUUACCAUGAAGGUAUGUGGAAUUUUGUGAAAUGCUUUUUCACCAUCAGUGGAAUGAUCAUAUGGUUUGUGUCUUUAUUCUGUUGAUAGGAUAUAUCACAUUUAUUGAUUUGCGUAUGUUGAAUUAUCCUUGCAUUCCAGGGAUAAAUCCUACUUGGCCAUGAUGAACGAUCUUUCUAAUGUGUUACUGAAUUUGGUCUGCUAGUGCUUUGCUGAAGAUUUUUGCAUAAAUAUUCAUCAAUGAUACUGGCCUGUAGUUUUCUUUUUUUGGUAUGUCUUUGCCCGGUUUUGGUAUAAGGGUAAUACUGGCCUUAUAGAAUGAGUUUGUAAGUGUUCCUUCCUCUUUUAUUUUUCUAAAUAGUUUGAUUCAGAUUGGUAUUAUUUCUUCUUUAAAUGUUUGGUAGAAAUCAGCAGUGAAGCCAUCAGGUCCUGGGAAACCUGGGAAACAUUUUAUUAUAGCUUUGGUAUUGUUACUUGUUAUUGGUCCCUCAGGUUUUUUAUUUCCUCCUCAUUCACUCUUGGUAGGUUGUAUAUGUCUAGGAAUUUAUACAUUUCUUCCAGAUUUCCUAAUUUAUUGACGUGUGUUUGCUCAUAGUAGCCACUUUUGAUCCUUUGAACAUCUGCAGCAUCAAUUGCAAUGUCUCCUUUUUCACUUCCAAUUUCAUUUAUUUGUUUUAUUUUUCUUUUUUUAUUAGUCUGGCUAAAUGUUUGUCAAUGUGGUUUAACUUUUCAAAAAACCAACUUUUUGUUUCAUUGAUCUUUUAUACUGUUCAUGUCAGUUUCAUUUAUUUCAGCUCUGAUCUUUGUUACAUCUUUUCUUCUGCUAAUUUUGGGUUUGGUUUACUCUUGGUUUUAUAAUUCUUUAAGAUAUAUUGUUCGGUUGUUUAUAUGAAGUUUUUCUUCUUCUUUGAUGUAAGCACUUAUCUAUAAACUUUCUUCUUAGUACUGUAUUCCAUAGGUUUUGCUAUGUUAUGUCUUUAUUAUCUUUUUUUAUGAGAUAUUUUUCAAUUUCCUUCUUAAUUUCCUCAUUGUGACCCACUGGUUGUUCAGGAACAUACUGUUUAAUUUCCAUGUAUUUAUAUAGUAUCCAGAACUUUUUGUUAUUAAUUUCUGGCUUCAGUCCAUUGUGGUUAGACAUUUUAUAUCUUUUCAGUUCUUUUUAAUGUUUUAAGACUUAUUUUGUGGCCUAACAUAUGGUCUAUUCUUGAAAAUGAUCCAUGUGCUGAGGAAAGAAUGUAUAUUCUUCAACUGUUACAUGAAAUGUUCUGUAAUAUGUAGUAGGUCCAUUUGGUCUGUAGUGAGAUUAAAUUUGAUGUUUCUUUGUUGAUUUUCUAUCUGGAAGAUCUGUCUAAUGCUGAGAGUGGGGUGUUGAAAUCUCCAGCUAUUAUUCUAUUGGUGUUUGUCUUUCUCUUUAGCUCUAAUAUAUUUGCUUUAUAUAUCGGGGUUUUCUAGUGUUGGGUGCAUAAAUAUUUACAGUUGUUAUAUCCUUUUGAGGAACUGACUGUUUUAUCAUAAUGUUCUUUGUCUCAUCUUAUAGUUUUGUCUUGGUGCCUAUUGUGUCUAUUAGAACUAUAACUACUGCUCUUUUUCGGUUUCCGUUGGCAUGGAAUAUCUUUUUCCAUUCUUGUAAUUUUAGGCUAUGUAUGUCUUUUUAAGUGAAGUGUUUCUUUUGUAGGCAGCAGAUCACGGGCUCUUGUUUCUUUAUCCAUUCAGCCACUUUGUGUCUUUUUUAUUGGAGAGUUUAGUUCAUUUACAUUCAAUGUUAUUAUUGAUAAUUAAGGACUUACUACUACCUGCUUAUUUGUUUUUGUUGUUUUGUGGUCUUCUCAUCCCUCUUUCCUUCCUUCCUAUCUUCCUUUUAGUUAAGGUGAUUUUCUUUGUUGGUAUGAUUUAAUUUCUUGCUUUUUAUUUUUUCUGUAUCCAUUGUAUGUUUUCUGAUUUGAGGUUACCAUGAGACUUGCAAGUAAUAUAACCCAUUAUUUUAAGCCAUAACAACUUCACACUGUUUAUAUAAACAAGCAAAAAGAAAACAGAUUUAAAACUCUGCAUGUUAACUUCAUUCCCCAGGUAGCUAACUUUUUGUUGUUUCUAUUUAUAUUUAAUUGUACUGCCUGUCUUCAAAAAUUGUAGUAGUAGGGCUGGGUGUGGUGGUUCAUGCCUGUAAUCCUAGCACUUUGGGAGGCUGAGGAGGGUAGAUUGCCUGAGUUCAGGAGUUUGAGAUAAGCCUGGGCAACAUGGUGAAACCCUGUCUCAACUAAAAUACAAAAAAAAUUAGCUGGGCAUGGUGGCACGUGCUUGUAGUAGUCCCAGCUACUCAGGAGGCUGAGACAGGAGAAUCCCUUGAACCUGGGAGGUGGAAGUUGCAGUGAGCUGAAAUCACACCACUGCACGACAGAGCAAGACUCCAUCUCCAAAAAAAAAAAAAAAAAAAAAUUGUAGUAGUUACUAUUUUCCAUUGGCUUAUCUUUUAAUCUUUCUAUUUAAUAUAAGAGUAGUUUACACACUACAGUUACAGUUUUGUAAUAUUCUGUUUUCUUCUCUGAAAUGAGUCUGUACUUUCAGUUUAUUUCUUACCACUCAUUAAUGUCCUUUUCUUUCUGAUUGAAGUACUCCCUUUUAUAGAACAGUUCUAGUUUGAUGAAGACCUUCAGCUUUUGUUUGUCUGAGAAAGUCUGUAUAUCUCCCUGAUGUUUGAAGGAUAUUUUCACUGGAUAUACUAUUCCAGGAUAAAAGGUUUUUUUUUUCUUUAGCAGUUUAAAUGUGUCAUGUCACUCUCUCCUGGCCCACAAGGUUUCCACUGAGCUUACUGAGCUCUAGUGUAUGUUAUUUGUUUUUCUUCUCUUGCUGCUUUUAGGAUAUUUUCUUUAUCUUUAACCUUUGGGAGGUUAACUAUUAAAUGUUUUGAGGUAGUUGUCUUUGUGUUAAAUCUGCUUGGUGUUCUAUAACCUUUUUUUACUUGGAUUUUGAUAUCUUUCUCUAAGUUUGUGAAAUUCUCUGUUAUUAUCUCUUUGUAUAAACUUUCUAACCUUAUCUCUUUCUUUACUUUUUUUGUUUUAGGGCCAAUAGCUCUUAGCUUUGCUUUUUUGAGGCUGUUCUGUAGAUCUUCUAGGUGUGCUUCAUUGUUUUUUUCCUAUUGUCUCCUCUGAGUAUAUAUUUUCAAAUAGUUUAUCUUAAAGAUCACUAAUUCUUUCUUCUGCUUGAUCACUACUAUUAAGAGUCUGGUUUGUUUUUCAGUGUGUUAACUGUAUUUUUCAACUCCAGAAUUUCUGCUUGAUUCUUUUUAAUUAUUUCAAUCUCUUUGUCCAAUUCAUGUGAUAGAAUUCUGAAUUCCUUCCCUGAGUUAUCUUGAAUUUCUUUUUGUUUCCUCAAAACAGAUAUUUUGAAUUCUCUGUCUGAAAGGAACCAUAUAUCUCUUUCUCCAAGAGUGGUCCCAGGUGUUCUAUUUAGUUUGUUUGGUGAGGUCAUGCUCUCCUGGAUUGUGUUGAUGGUUUUAGAUAUUCUUUGGUGUCAGGACAUUGAAGUUAGGUAUUUGUUGUAGUCUUCACAUUCAGACUUAUUUGUAACAGUGUUUUUUGGGAAAGCUUUCCAGGAAUUCACAAGGAUUUGGGUGUUUUGAUGUAAGCACUGCCUACAUGAAGGGGCACCCCAAGCCCAGUAAUGUUGUGGUUCUUACAGACUCAUAGAGAUGCCACCUUGGUGGGCUUAGAUAAGAUCUGGGAGAAUUCUGUGGAUUAGCAGGUAGAGACAAUUGUUCUUUUCCCUUACUUUCUUCAAACCAACAGAGUUCUCUAUGUGUUGAGCUGCAUGGAGCUAUGGGUGGGAUGACACAAGUCCCCUUGUGGUUACCACCACUGGGAUUGUGCUGGGUCAGACUUGAAGCCAGCAUAACAUUGUGUCUCACGAAAGGCCCAAUAUGUGUGGGGAUUACAGGCAUGAGCCACUGUGCCCUGCCUACCUGUAGCUAUCUUUACUGAAAUAUUCCAUCAUACCUUUACCAUAUCACAAUAACUUAAAUAUGGUCUCUUUUCCUUUUGCCAAGUAUAGUAAUAGCUAACAUUUGUGACUGUUUAUUAUGUUUCCAGCACUAUGCCCAUUUGUAAUAUUUUGUGAGGAUCAAUGGACUGAAUAUGAGGAAACUGCACAAAGAAAUUAAGUAACUUCCAUGUAUGCUUUGAAGUUCAUUCUCUUAAAUAAGGAAGCUAUAUUGCAUUCCACUGCAUUUUUGCUUUCAGCCCUGUCCUUCAAAACCUUACUGUAUUUGUGUAAAUUCUGUCUUCCCAUGUUCCUGCUCCCCCACCCUCUUUGGUUUUCUGGUCCUUCUCUGUUGCAUGAGUUCUGUUUCCCUCCUUUUAUUACCUGAGGUCUUUCUGGCACACUGAUUCUUGGAGCCUGUUCUUAUACUCCUCUUCCCCUCCCACUCUUUGCCCUUUUGUCAUUGGCAGCUUCUUGCAGAUUCCCUUGCUCUUUUUAUUUUCUCUCUCUCAGUCCAACAAAGACUGCUUACAAAGAACCAUGACCUUGUCAUUUGAACAAAAGAUUCCAAAAACCCUGUGUAGGUUGGUUAUUGAUUUGCUUUACUGAAAAAACUGAUUAGCUACUUCAUCUGUUGUUGAGUAUCUCUAUUAAUGUCAGGGAGUUACAUGUUACAGUAUUAGUAGCUCUGACAGUGACUUGUCUUCAAAUUAAUUUUACUGACUGAUUUUAUCUUAGAGGUCUUAUCUAUAGGGUGAUCACUGUAAUAUCUCUAAAAGGAAAGAUAAAAUCCCUGAAAGUGCAUUAGCUUAGAAGCUUAUUUUAAACAAGUUUUUUUUUUUUUGUAUUUCACAUUUUUAAAGUUCUAAAUUAUGCUUGGAAAAGAUAUCAUUUAGGCCUUUAAGUUUCUUUUGGCUUUGAACUUAUUGAUUUUUAUUUUUUGUUUAGAUUUGAAAUGUGAUAAUUGAGAAGAGUAUAAUCAUUCAGCAAAGGAACAGUUAAGUAAUAUUUGAAUGUAUUUGUAAACCUAACUACAGAUAUUUCCAGAAAUACGCAUAUGCUUUGAUAAAUAUUAAUCAUAUGUGAUUAUAUAUGUAAUAUUCACAUCUUCCUUAGGAAUGCUAGUUAAUAAAAAGGUCUUAUUGAAUUCAAAUUGGUUUUACAAUCUUCAUUUUAAUGAUUUGUCAUUAUUACUGUGUGACUUCGGAAAACCAGAUCUAUUGAACUUAUGGGUAUGGGAAAUACAUAUAUUUAAACUGAAACAAACUUUUAAAUUUAAUUUAAUUUUAUUAUUAUUAUUAUGAUUAUUAUGAGACAGAGCUUCACGUUAUUGCCCAGGCUGGAGUGCAGUUGCAUGCAGUCUCAGCUCACUUCAACCUCUGCCUCCUGGGUUUAGACAAUUCUCCUGCCUCAGUCUCCUGAGUAGCUGGGAUUAUAGGUGUGUGUCACCACACCCAGCAACAUUUUUUUUUGUAUUUUUAGUAAAGAUGGGGUUUCACCAUAUUGGCUAGGCUGGUCUUGAACUCCUGACCUCAAGUGAUCCACCUGCUUAGGACUCCCAAAGAACUAGGAUUAUAGGCGUAAGCCACUGUGCCCCGCCUAAAACAAAACUUUGUGACUUUUUAGCAUCACUUUCUCCUCAUGAAAGCCAAUAAUUGGCUCUUUGAUAUGUUAUCUUAGGAAAUAAAUUUGGUAUUAUUUUCUUUGAUUUCUGUGUGUUUCAUCAAUUCAAGAAGACUUUCCUUCCAGAAUAGUAGUCCUGUAGCUGAUAUUAGUUGGUGAUAUGCUGUGGCCUAUACUGCAGUAGAGAAUUUUUGCUUAUAGUCUAAAUUCCUUUCAGAUACCAUUAGGAAUUAAUUAUUUUAAUAAGUAGAAUAGGUUUUCUAGUUACUAACAAGUUGUAAUUGUUUACACCCUCAUUUUUUUCAAUCUUACAAAAGGCCAAAUUGUCAUAAUAAACAGAUCCAGUAGAACUGGAGAAGAAACUAAAAAUGAGGUUCUUUAUGCAAAAUUGCUAUCACAUAUGCAUUAUGAUAUGGGGAGUGGCUUAGAGUUCAUAUAUUCUUACAGUUUAUAUAUUCUUGAUGAAAUCUUUUACAGAACUUAGAAAUUCAAAUUAAAAACACCCGAUUAUUUUAUGUGGAUUAAUUUUAAAAGUAAUAGCAUAGUAGAAAGAUGAUUGUAAUUGUCAAAGAUUUUCAAAUUAGUGUAUACCGUUGAUAUGACUUAGAACAUUUGGGAAAACUACAGGUAUAUUUUGGCAUAGAAAAGAACAAAAUGUGGAUUAUUGCUUUUACUUUUUUUUUUUAUUUCAAUUUGAUAUUUAUAAAUGUUGAGGUUAUUUUAUAUAGAAUUAGAAAGCUUAGAUUUCUAGAAACAUGGAUUCUUGGCAGUGGGUUUGAGCAUCAGACACACAUUGGCUUGAGUCAGAUCUUCAUCCAUUUCAAGCAAUCUUACCUUGGGCUACCAUUCCCAGCCUCAGUUUUCUUGUUUAUCAAAUGGGAAUAAUUAUAACAAUUAUCUCAUUGAAUUACUGUGAAGAUGAAAUAAAAUGUUUAGCACAGUACCCAGCACUUGUUGAGAGUUAGUAAAUGGUAGUUGUUGCUAGUUGAGAGAUGACAAUGGUUCUAGUGUUGUUUGGUGUGAGGAAAUAAAAUCAAACCUGAAACAUACCUGACAUCACUUUCAUAUCUUUCUCUCUCUGUUGUUAAUCUCUGUUUCUAAGACUCUUUUUUUAAGUUUAUAUAUUAUAAUAAUGUCAAUUUCCGACCCUAAUAACUUCUUAACUGUUUAGAAUCACAGUUAUAUAAUCAUAAAGUUUUAGAGCUGAAGGGAGUUUUGGGAUCAUUUAGUCCAAACCUCUUAUUUUAUAAGUAAGAAAAGUAUGUUCAGAGUAGUGAAGUGAUUUACCCAGUAUAAAUUACUUGUGGCAGCUUCCUUCCUCCCUCCCUCCCUUCCUUCCUCUUUCUUUCUUUCCUUUCUUUCCUUCUUAGAUGGAGUUUCUAUCUUGUCAUCUAGGCUAGAGUACAGUGGCAUGAUCUCAGCUCACUGCAACCUCUGCCUCCUGGGUUCAAGCAAUUCUCCUGCCUCAGCUUCCCAGGUAGCUAGGAUUACAGGUGUGAACCACCAUGCCUGGCUAAUUUUUGUAUUUUAGUAGAGACAGGAUUUCACCACAUUGGCCAGGUUUGAGUAGGCAGUUUUUCCCUCACAGUGUAAACAAAGCCAGUGGGAAGUUCAAACAGCCGCUGUAGCCAGACGGCCUCUGAAAGAAAGGCAGCAGCCCCAUUCAGGGGCUUAUAGAUAAAACUCCAAUCUCCCUGAGACAGAGCACCUUGGGGAAAGGGCAGCUGUGGGUGCAGCUUCAACAAACUUAAAUGCUCCUGCCUGCCAGGUCUAAAGGGAGCAGCAGACCUCCCAGCACAGCAUUGGAGCUCUGUUAAGGGACCGACUGCCUCCUCAAGUGGGUCCCUGACCCCCAUGUCUCCUAACUGGGGGAAUACCUUCCAGCAGGGGUCAGCAGGCACCUCAUACAGGAGAGCUCCGACUGGCAUCUGGCAGGUACCCUCUAGGAAGAAGCUUCCAGAGGAAGGAACAAGCAGUAAUCUUUGCUGUUCUGCAGCCUCCUCUCUGCUUUUUCUCUGAAUAAUACAGUCAUGCAGUUUUCUUUGUUAUUAAAUGUCAGGAUUAUUUUUUUACUUAUCAAUGUAGUUUUCAGUCAUUUCUGCCAUGUUCUUUUUGGAAAACUCUUGAUUGCUUUUUAGUUAAAUAGUACCACAGCCAGAGAAAAAGUGGCUAAGAUAUGAUGACAUUUGAUGAAUUGGUAUGUCAUUUGCCUUUGUGUAUUCUGACCAGUUCUGUAUUUGAGAGAGAUGUUUUCUCCCGGAAGUGCUGGAGAAAUUGUUGUAGCAUAAUUCCUUAGAAAAAUUAUUUAUAGUAUUAUGUUUGUGAAACACAUCUAGAUCAGGGAUAUCUCAGGGAAAUGAUUGUCCUUUCUGAACCAGUGCCACAUAUUUUUAUUUCUAAACUUAUUUUCUUUUCAUCCUGGAAAUAAUGAUAUUAAAAACAUUGUAUGACUAGUGAUCUGUGUCUCUGAUAUACAAAUGAUGCCUAUUUUAUUAUUUCUAUAUUAUAAGCAAGUCCUGUUGUGUUCAUUUAGCUAGAAAUGAAAAAGAAACCAGCACACCUGCAUUUUACAUUUAGUUAAUUUGUGGUGGUAUAGUAUUAUACCAUCUUUUUAAAACUACUGGCAAAUUUUAAAUGUUCAGUGCACUAUUUAGGAAUGAGAAGAGUCUGUUCAGGGCAGGGUAAUUAGAGCAUCUUUGGCUAGAAUAUCUCUGAGUAAAAAUAGCUAAUCUCAAUGUUGGAGUAAGGUAAUUAAGACCUGAAGAAGAAUGAUAAAAACCUUUUGUUCAGAUACCCUUUCUUUAUUUAAGUUUAAUGCCUUACAUUCAAAAUAGUGAAUGCUAGCCUAGAAAUCUCUAUAAAAUUGAAGUAGCCCAUUGAGUACUACUGAGUGAGAUAAGUUGUAAUACCUAUUCUAUAUCCUUGCAGAAGGGAAAUGCAUGUUGUCUAGUAACAUACAGCUUACAAAUUAAGAAACAUUCAUGUUUCUUCUCUUUUGUCUUAUGUCAACUUUAUGUAUAUUUAUAUAUAUAAUCCCCUAACUCCUUCCUCCUCUUCUUUCUUCCUUCUUCCUCAGGUCAUGUACAAGAAUUUAUUAUAGUAACAUAAAUCAAGAUUGUGGGAUUUUAAUGUUCUUCUUAACUCUCUGACAAACCACUUCUUGCCCUUUUUCCUCCCAAAUCUUAAAUAUAGGCAUCUUUCAAUGAGUUGUCUCAGCCUCAUUUUUUCCCCUGUAAUCUAUGCUUUGAUAAUCCUUUAUUCCUACAACUACACUUUAUGCAAUGAUUCCUAAACAUAUAUUCCUGGUCAAGUUUCCUGGACUCCAAAAUUGUAUUUCCAGCUGUUGCCUGGAUUUCUAGAUUUGAAAUAUAAUGACAUCUUAAACGGAAUGACUUCAAAGUCAAGGGUCAUUUUCUAUUUCAUCUAAUCAUCCCACGUCCUCUUCACACAACCUACACUAUCCCCGUUCAUGACACCAUCGGUCGCUUUUGAUAACUUGCAGCAUUUUACACAUCCAGCUAAGGUCAUGUCCAUUCUACUUAUGUAACAUCAUCAAAUUUAUCUCCUUCAUUCUGUUCGCACUGUCCUUGCUGAGGUUGAGGCCCACAUAUCCUCUUACCAGGAAUAUAGCAGCUGCUCUUGAUCUUCAUGUGCUGCUUCACCAGUCCAUUCUACCCACUUUCAUAGAUGUGCUUUCUUAAGAACUGGACUGAUAAUGCCAUUAGUCUGUUAGAAGAUUCCACUGAGCCUUCACUGCCUCUUAAUCUAACACCAGAAUUUUUAGACUUAUUUGCAAGGCCUGUCCCAGUUUAGCUCUUUAGCCUCCUUUUACACACAUGUCAUAUUCUAGAAAAAUGGAAUGGAUUUUUCCCCCUCAGAUAUGUUACAUUAUUUUUCAUCCAUAUGUCUUUUCAUAAUAUGUAAGCUUCAUGAGGGCAAUGAUUUUUUUUUAAUCUCCUUUGUUUACUGUUUUAUCCUUAGCAAGUAAAAGCCAUAUGUCACACGUAGCAGGUACUCAGUAAAUAUUUGCUGAAUGAAUACGUAAGUAAAUGGAUAGAAGAAAGAAUUGGAAGAUAGAUUUCAUGAUACUCACCUACUCCUUUCUGACUCUGGGUUCUGAUUAAGAGUCCUGUAUCUUCUCAGUAAGUUUUCCUUGUUUAAGCCAACUUAAGUGAAUUAUAUUACUUCUAAUAUAAUGACACGUUACUGAGACAGCACAAAAAAGUUAGAAAGGCAACUUGAAUACAGGGACUUGGUUUAGAGACCUAUUUCAUUUUGAAAAGGCUUCUCUCAGUUUUGCUUUGUCAUGCACACACUACAAAUGAAGAAAACACCACUCAAAGGUCAGGUAUCCCACAACCCAAAUAUGUGCUGAAGGAAGAAACAUCCUGCUUUCAAGGGAACAACAAUACCAUGUUUUUGGUUGCAUGUAACAAAGAAAUUUAGUAAGAGAGUCAUGUAUUGAUUACAGAUGUACAGCUAAAUAGACAAUUUAUCCUAAGAUUCUAAUUUAUACACUAAUUAGUCGAUUUUUUAAGGCAAACUAAUUUGGUUGUCAGGCCACAAUAAAGCUAUCCCCAAUAUUUUAUAUCCACAUUCAUUUUCUUAAUAAAUGACCAAAACUUUAGGUAAGAAGCAGAAGCAGAAUAAUGAUGAAAAUGUCAUAGCAAAACUUUGAAGUUUUAACUACUAGUUAUGUUUCUUAAGGAAUCAAGACCUGAGAUGGAAACUCCAGAUUCAUAACCUGAUAAAGUAUUUUCAGGUGUGAUUAGAUGUUUGAAACACCUUUAAAAGGUGACUACAUAGCUUCAGUUAUGUGGGAAAAUGUGAUCAAUAAAGGACAGCUUAGAUUUUAAGCAUGAAGUCAAGAAAUAAAUGUGUUUAUAAGGCACACAAAGCUACAGAUUAAGAAGGAUGGGACUUGUUUCUUUACCAACCAAACACUUAUGCAGAGAUAUGUUUUCAGUGAAACAUAGAUGCUGAUAAAUAUGCAAUUUUCUUAGGUUAUAAAAAUCUAAGAGGCUUAUAUGAGAUGCUAAAUGUUUAUAACUGAAUACGCUUACUCUAAGAAGCACAAAUUUAGAACACAAGGAACUACAACAAAUUAAACCAUAGUUUUUGCCUAAGAGAAAUUAAAAUUUCAUGUUUAUUUUAUGACUACUGGAGCAAUUGUAGGCAUACUGAGCAUGCUUCUUUCAUUUGAUUUAAUUUUCUGACUCUCCAUCCGUCUAUCCCCUGGUUAAAACCAAUUCUCUCCUGGUGGGCUUUUCAAUAACAUAUGAUUUCCUUACAUAUUGUGAAGUGUUUCAGAUGAUUUUUUUCCCAAUCUUUUACUUAUUUAAGAUUUUACUUGACAAAGUAUAAUUGUACAUAUUCAUGGGGGUACAUAAUGAUGUUUUGAUACACAAAAUAUAUAGCAAUCAGUGUAAUUAACAUAUCCAUUGUCUCAGCUAGAUGAUUUUUAAUGAAUAAUAAACUGAUCUUAUUUCUAACUAGUUAGGAAAAAUGAAGAGUUUCUUCAUUAUAUUUAUGCACAACACAAGGAUGCCUAUGAGAAUAUGAGACCAUCUAGGACACAGCAUUUCUAGUGAAGUAUUCUAUUCAUGGUGAUAGCUAAUAACUGACAUUAUUCUCGGGGACAGUAGUGGUGGUAAUAUUGCCACGAUUAUAGCUUCUAUUCACUGGCUUCCAGCAAACAUGAUUCUUGUUAUAUAUUUUCCAAUUAACACUUAAAUAAUAUCUGAAAUGUAUGGUUGCAAGUGUUUUAGCUUGUUUUACUUUACAAUAGGAACACAAGGAAGAUAAGCAUAUACAUAAGAAAUCAGUGCUUAAGACCAUACUAAAAUUUACAUGUUAUGCUAUCAUAAUACCAUCUUCUAAGUGAAGGGGACAAUUGAAAUUUAUCAUCCUGCCAUAUAUGAAAAGACAUGUUUCAAAGCAUAAUGACCACACUGUAAACCUUCACUCUUUCUCUACUUUAAAUUUUCACAUGGAUAGCAGGUCAAACAUUCAGAAUAGGGUAGCCACGUAAAUCAGAAUUUUCAUUAUCUGGAUUUAAAUGGCUCACCUGGUGAACUGGAGGAGGCUUCUAUGGCAAGGGUGUCAAAUGUAUACUUUUCUGAAGCCCAAAAGGCUGAAGACAUUGCUUUAGCCUAGGUCAUUCUUCUCUGAAAAGAAUAAUGAUUUACAAAAAUUAAAAUUAAAAAAAAAAUUAGCCAGACUUGGUGAUACAUGACUGUAGUUUCAGUUACUCCAGAGGCUGAGGUAGGAGUAUCACUUGAGCCCAGGAGGUUGAGGCCACAGUGAACCAUGAUCUCACCACUGCAUUACAGCCUAGACAACACAGCAAGACCCUGUCCUCCCAAAAAUAAAUAAAAUUUGAGCCUAGUAGCUCUUGUCAUUUGCCACUUUUCUAGACUAAAUUAUUAUUGUAGGCUAUACCAUAUUACUGACAUAUUUUGACUAAUGUAACAAAUGCUUUUCCAACCUAACAUUUUUCACAGUUUAUCUCUUUUGAUUUGGAAUUUCUCUUAAUGUUAUACUAACAUUAUCUAAAAUAGUUUUAUUUAGAUAAAAUUUGUUAAAAUGGAUAGUACAAAUAACAUCUUUGUUAGGUCUGUAACUAACAGGGAAUAAAUUUGAAGCACACUUCAUGUGAAAAAUUGUAAAGCCAAACUAAAAAUUGUGAUUAUUUUGUAAUGAUACAUAGUGUCACGAAAGUCAAAAGAGGAGAGGAUCAUGAAGUGAUCCUUCUAAAUGCGCUCACUAAAAAGUGAUAGCGCUAAAUGCUGCUGUUUUUUUAAAGAUGAAGGUUCAGCUAUCAGAGCAGAAACCUAAAAGCAAAAUCUGAAAUUAAUAAAUCAAGAAAUGGCAACAUAAGCAUAUGGCUACUUAGGAAUAAUUAUGAUUAUUGGAUAACAAGUUGCUCUGGAAAGAUGACUCAUGAGCAACAGUGGAGUCAUGGGCUGCUUUGUGAUAUUGGAUUUUGAAAUCAUGAAGCGUUUGUUAUAUUUUAAGCCAAAAAAAAACCCAAAAACCAGUCAGGGAGGGAUCUUUGUGUUGGUAGGAUUCAUUUGCCACCUUAAAAAAUUUAGGUCAGGAGAGUGGGUUAGAAGCCAGACUUUAAGGAGACAAGAAAUGGAGAAGUGGAACAGCAGCCAUAGACCAGUUCCUCAAGAAGCUUGACCUGAACGAAUUAUGUAGCAGUUAAAGACCAUGAAAUAGAGGAGGGUUAUUUGCUGUCAGUUAUAACUUACGCAGUUUGCUGACUUUUAUAAUGAAUUAAACAUAUGUACUUGUUUAUACAUUGCACUGCCAUUUACCAUUUGCUAAGUCAAUGCGUGAGAACAUAGAAGCCAAGAUUAUAGUCCCAGGAGCCUCAGUUUCACUCUGGAGUUUUCCCUCAGCAAAGAUUUGCUUUUCCUGGUCCUUUUAUCUUUGCUAACCCUGGUUUCUAGAUCAAGAUGAUUUUCCUUCUUUGUUUUCACACAACAUUUUCAAUCACACUACACUCUUUUCAGUCACAAUUCUUUCUGACAGGUUUUUGAUUGGAUCCAGAUUUGUGGGCUGGGCCCUGGGAAUCUAAUUCCUAUGUCUAUUGCAGUACUUCUGAAACAUUUUAGUCUCAGACCUGCUUUAUAUGCUUAAAAAUUAUCGAGGACCCUAAUACUUUUUGUUUAUCUGGGUUUUGUCUUUUGAUAUUUUCCAUAUUAGAAAUCAAACCUGAGAAAUUUAAAAAAUGUUUUUACCUCAUUUAAAAUAACAUUAUUGCCCAGGCACAGUGGCUCAUGCCUGUAAUCUCAGCACUAAUGAUCCUCUCUCCUUGGCCUCCCAAUGUGCUGGUAUUACAGGUAUGAGCCACCAUGCCUGGCCCUAUAUUUUUCAAUAUUAAUUUGAAGAACAUUCUUGAAUCAGUGACUACUACUUGAAUAUAAAGGACAAAUUUAGAGUUAUCAAGACUCAAUAGAUAAGUAUAGUAGAUAAUAUUUACUGAGUACACACUGUGUGCCAAGCUCUGUGAUGCAUACUGUAUGCAUUUUCUCAUUUAAUCCUCAAAACAGGUUUAUUAUAAUUACUUUCACUUUAUAGAUGAGGAGACUGGCUUACCGAGGUUUAAUACCUAGUCCUAGUUAAGUGGCAGAGCUGAGACUUCUACCCGUGCAUUUGAACACUGAUUUAAAAAAAAAUUAUUGGUGUUGGAAGGCUGAUGCAGGAGAAUAGCUUAAGCCUGGGAGGCAGAGGUUGCAGUGAGUCAAGAUCACAUCACUGUACUCCAGCCUUGAUGACAGAGCGAGAUUCCAUUUCUCAAAAAAAAAAAAGAAAAAAGAAAUUAUUGGUACUUUAAAACAUGUGUUACUAUAGUCCUUUAUUCAAGUGUUAGCACAGAAUUCUUUUAAAAUGUGAAGCUAAUGAAUUAUUCCAAAGAAAAACUUGUUAGAAAGUCCUUAAAAUUUCACUAAGGGGAAAGUCUCAGAUACAGACAUGAAUAAUAUUUCUCUAAGGUAUAAGAUUAUUAUUAUUAAUGAGAUAUGUGGAUGCAAUGUAGCAAUCAUGUGUUAUUAAAUAUGUUUUUGUGACAUUGAUGAGUUAUACAUUCAUGGGAAGUAUUACAUAAGUUUUUUAUGGAAAAAUUUAAAAGGAUUUGUUUAAAUCAUUGUGAGUACCAAAUCUGAGAGAAGCACAUCUUUUGCAAUAUUUUUAUAUCUCUGAAAAUUUUUUCUUAAAAGCCUCCAUCUUUAAGAGAGCUAGAAGUUCUCUCUGGAAAGGGACUAGACCAGUAAUAAAACAUUACAGAUCUGGAGUCAACAGAUUACAUCACUGCAGUUCUAGACGGGUAUUGAUAUAACUUCUAGAAAGAGAAGUUUAAAAAAUUCCUGUAUCCAUAUAAGUAGAUUCUGUGGAAAUGCAUUGUAGAAGUCAGAGCUGUACCUGUUAAAUUUCUCCCUUCCUUAUUAUGAGGUGAAAAAUCAACUAUAGCUAUUGAAUGUAAGUGCUAUUUGAUUAUAGUAGAUAUUUCCAGAUGUACCCCAUUCAACUCAGUAAACCAGCUUCUUUCAUGAAGCAAUGUGUUCCAGUCCUGAGGAAUGUUUGUCUUUAACGUAUCAUAUUGAAAUUCCUUCUUUUUAUUUUAUACCUUUACACUGUUGACAUUGUUUUGGAAGUUAUUUUGCACUGACAUAGUUCUUUAUAUUUGCACUGACAUUGUUCUUUAUAUAUGUUUGUUAGAGUUUAGCAGUUAAGCGUAUUACUAAAUUUUUUUUUAAUGUUAAAGCUAGGUAAGAGUUUUAGGUAAAUAUUUUGUGGUGUCAAUGGAUACAGAAGGUUUAAAUCAUUUGUCUUUGUCUUGAAAGAAUUGGAUCAGCAUUGCUGUCAUUACAUCAGUGGUUUUCAAUCCAGGUUGUAUAUUAAAAUCGCCUGGGGGAAGUUAAAAACAAACAAAAAUGCACUUUAAAAAACGAAAACCAAAAAACAAUGCCAGGCCCUGAGAUUCUGAUCAACUGAGAUUCUGAUUUAACUUGUCUGGGACAAGGUCCAGGCAAGAGCAUGUUUCAGUUACUGCCCAGGUGUUUCUGAUGUGUGACCAGGGUUGAUGGUCACAGGAUUGAACUAUUUGUAUACAGCCUCCCUCUGAAUCUGUGGAGGAUUGGUUUCAGGACACCCCCAGACACCAACCUCCAGGAUGCUCGAGUCUCUUAUAUUAAAUGGUGUGGUAUUAGCAUGUAACCUACACAUAUCCUCCUGUAUAAUUUAAAUAAUCUCUAGAUUGCUUAUAAUACAUAAUACAUUGUAGAUGGUAUUUAAAUAGUUAUUAUAGUGUAUUUUUAUUUGUAUUUUUUAUUACUCUAUUGUUAUUUUUUUCCUGAAUAUUUUAAAUCACUGGUUGAUUGAAUUUGCAGACACAGAACCUGUGGAUUGGAGGGCAGAUUGUAUUCUGUAUUCAUCUCCUCUUGGGCAUUAAAUAUACUUUAGUAUAGCCCUGUUGUACAGUUCAAGGAGAUACCAUUCACAUUGUGUUCUAUAUGAAUGGCUCUUCCUUCAGGGAUGAAUGGUGCCUUCUGGAGUUGGCAGUUAGUUGUAUAAAUAAGCUAAUGGCUUCAGUGAUUGCUGUUAGAGGAAUGUGCAAUAUGGCAGUAGCCUUCUUCAAUUCUAAUGUACACAUGACUCCCUUGAUAGCCACUCUAUUUAAAAUUGGUCAGGUGUAUACAACAGCAAGACUAGAAAAUGUCUGUGUUUUGCUGUAGCUGAGGAUUUAAAAGAUCCCAAGAGGAAUGAUGGGAGCUGUGUAGGAAUUAAAAUUUGCUUGAGGUCUCAGAACUAAGAGCAUGGGGAAUGGUCCAUGAUAGCUUUUUUAUCAUCGCUGAUUAUGGAAGUAUUAUAGAAAGCUUAUUGUAUUAGUCAGGGUUCCCUAGAGGGACAGAACUAAUAGGAGAUAUAUAUAUCUGUAUAUCUAUCUAUAUCUAUAUACACCCUUUUUAUUUGUAUUUUUGUAUAAACUCCCAUGUUUAAGUGUGUAUGUGUGUGUGUGUGUGUGUAUAUAUGGAUAUAUAUAUAUGUGUGUGUGUGUGAAUAUUAAUUAUUAACUUACAUGAUUACAGGAUACCACAAUGGGCUGUCUGCAAGCUUGAGGAGCAAGGUGAGACAGUCCAAGUCUAAAAACAUAAGAACUUGGAGUCUUAUGUUUGAGGACAGGAAGCAUCCAGCUCAGGAGAAAGAUGUAGGCUGGGAGGCUGGGCCUGUCUCUCCUUUUUAUGUUUUUCUGCCUGCUUUAUAUUUGCUGGCAGCUGCUUAAGUUGUGCCCACCAGAUUAAGGGUGGAUCUGCCUUCCCCAGCCCAGUAACCCAAAUGUUAAUCUCUUUUGGCAACACUCUCACAGACAAACCCAGUAUCAAUACUUUGCAUCCUUCAAUCCAGUCAAGUUUACACUCAGUAUUAAUCAUCACACUUAUCUUUCUAAAAUAGAACAGGAAAGUAUCCCUGAUUGUAACAACAGAUGCCUCAUUAAAUGCCAUUACAAUAAAGAAUACAUGGUAUGUCUGUUGAGUCUCUUGCUAACAUUACAAACAUACAUUGCUAACUGUGUGUAGGUUCCCUACAUUUUAAUUAAUUAUCAGUGAUGUAAAAAUCACUGGCCUUUAACAACAGUUUGAUUUCAAACCCAUUAAUGAGGCUAAGGCAAAAUGUGGCUUUAGUAGUCUCUCAGCCCCAUUGUGUAUUCUUUAUUGUGGCGAAUAUCAAAACAGCAGUUAAUUAUAGUAGUACCAUUUCUGUUCUUCACUUCAUUAUCUCUGUCUUGCACUAUUAUUUUCUGUUGCUGCUGGCUAUACAGCAUCAGGCCUGGCACCAGUGAAGUGUGAACACAAUGCCAGCACUGCAUUCAGCACAAGAAUAGAAAGGCAGAUGGCAGAUUGUACUAUUUAUAGUUGUAGCCAAUCUGCCUGAGGUGAGCCCUGCUGAAAUGGUUCUUAUCAAGAAUGUUUUCAUUUAUUAAAGGGAUAGGAAAUGAAAGCCAAAUAAAACGUCUCCGUCUUCAGGACUCUGAGAGCAAAAUUCUUGCUAUAGAUUUGCAAAGCAAUUCCAAGUAUUGAUUAGACAUUUAUGAACUGGAAAAUUAUAUAUUUAACUCGCUAGUCCCAAAAAGAGACUUUAGGCCAGCAGCAACUUCACAGCAGUACUUGAGGAAUUUAUUGUUUAGUGAAGUUGUGCUGCCAUAGCAACUGAUGCAGAGUGAAUUUUAAUUAUUAGGAUCACAAUAAGCUUAUGAUGCAAAUUAAUUAUUUAACAACAUCAAGCGUAUAAACUGAAUUGUUUUUACUUUCUCACUAAUCAUUUCUUGACUGCUAUAGAAAGAGCACAAAAUAACUGUUUCACAUUGGAUUCUUUAUAUUGUUUUAAAUAGUUUAUUGUUUGAAACUCCAGUAAAUAUUUUAGAAAUUCAAUUAGUGUGUUGAGAUAAACAUUGUGUUCAAAAUUAAAAUGGCAUGUGAAUAAUCUGGGCUUUCUUAUCCUCUAGGCAUCUGAUUUAAAAAGUGUUUUAGUCUCUGCCAGGCAUGGUGGCUCACUCCUGUAAUCCCAGCACUUUGGGAGGCCUAGGCAGGCAGAUCACAAGGUCAAGAGAUUGAGACCAUUCUGGCCAAUAUGGUGAAACCCCGUCUCUACUAAAAAUAAAAAAAUUAGCUGGGCACACUGGCAUACCCCUGUAGUCCCAGCUACUCGGGAGGCUGAGGCAGGAGAAUUGCUUGAACCUGGGAGGCAGGAAUCUGUCUCAAAAUAAAAAAUGUGUUUUCAUCUCAAGAACAUAAUGAGUUGAUAACUAAAACACCCUUUUGAAGAACCCGGGUGGUUCAUAUAAUCUCAAAUGUAGCAGUGAGUUAUGAUAGUGGCUAAUAAAAUUUAUAUUCCACAGAAAAGAAAAACCUUAAUUAUAGGCUAAAGAAAUUAAUUUGAUUCAGUCAUAGUAAUUAAAGAAAAAUAUUUUGAGUGGAUGUAUUGGAAUCUAGAAGAUUAUUUAGCAAUAUUCUAAAUUAUUGCAAAGCAUUUGUUCACUUUUAAUAAUGGUAAAAUCUGUCAUGUGAGGUUAGUGAUUUUAUUUAGAUAAAAUGAUUAGUUUAUUGGAAAUUUUCAUUAGAUGAAAUGAUUAGUUGAUUGUAAAUUUUUUCAGUGGCUUACACUUUGAUAGAAGAAGCUUAUAGAAAACUAGGUUUUGAAAGGGACAGCUACAAUCUAAAUUUAGAAUUAGAUUUCUUGCUUCAUAAGCUUUGCAUUUCUUUUCAAAAUAUAGCAAAAAAGCAAAAAGAACUUCUGGUUAGAUACAAAGAUAUGCAGAUAGCUCAUGUCUUUCCUGAUGCCCUUCUAAGUGUGAAGAGGUUUUUAAAUAAAUAAACUUUCAAGGGCAAAGAAAAUUAGAGUGGAAAUAAGUAAUAAAAUUUGGAAGCUAGAAGGCAGGUGGAUGAGUGCUAACUCACUUAGACCUGAGGAAUCACAAUUGUAAGUGUGUAGUGGGGGAAAACUGACCAAAAUAACUGAUUUAUUUACCAACAUCUUAUACAACUCAGAGAUUGGAAACACUAGGGACUUCUGGAAGUAGGAGUUAAAAUGAGAUUAUAAACAGGAGAAUUGAUUUUGCAAACUCUUUAAGAAGUAGUUGGUUUUCAAGAUCCCAUCCUCCUCAUCAUACAGCUAGGCCAUCAUACAGUAAUGCCCCUCCUACUUGGCAGAAGCCUAAAGGCACAUAUUCUGUAGAGGGUAAAAUAUGGUUGCCAGGACUGUGAAUAUUGCAGAACAGUAGAAGGCAGAAGGCAGGUGUGUUAGGCCAUUCUUGCAUUGCUGUAAAGAAAUACCUGAGUCUAGACACAGUGACUCACACCUGUAAUCCCAGUGCUUUAGGAAGCCUAGGCAGAUGAUCAUGUGAGCUCAGGAGUUCAAGACUAGCCUAGGUUAUAUGGUAAAACCCCAUCUCUACAAAAAUUUGGCUAGGCAUGGUGGUAUGAUCCUAUAGUCUCAGCUACUCAGGAGGCAUAGGUGGGAGAAUCAUUUGAGCCUGUGAAGUUGAGACCUUAUCUUUAAAAAGAAAAGAAAUACCUGAGACUUAGUAUUUUAUAAAGAAAAGAGUUUUAAUUGGAUUAUAGUUCUGCAGGCUGAAAAGGAAGCAUGAUGCUGGCAUCUGCUCAGCUUCUGGGAUAGCCUCAGGAAAUCUACAAUCAUGGCUGAGGUGAAAGGAGAGCAAGCAUGUCACAUGACCAGAGCAGGAACAAGAGAGAGAGAGAGAGAGAGAGAGAGAGAGAGGUGGGAGAUGCCAUACAUUGAAGAGGAUGGUGCUAAAUCAUUCAUGAGAGACCUGCUCCCAUGAUUCCAUCACCUCCCACCAGGCCCCACCUCCAACACUGAGGAUUACUUUUCAAUAUGAGAUUUGGGCCGGGCCACACACCCAGACUAUAUUAACAGGUGAAUCCUAGAUUGAAUCAGAGAUGGUACAUGAAAUUUUUGCCUGUUGAGUGUUGAGACUUUAGUCUUCUGUUAGCCCUGAGCAUAUACAAUUGAAGCAAGAGACUAGAAUUUUCUCCGGCAAAUUUAAGAAGUCCAAGAAAUAAAGGCUUACAAAUUCCCUGGGAAUUCCCCAAAGAUAAAGCUCAGUCACAUCAUCCUUUAAUGACCACAACUGUCAACAACAAGCCUCAUCCAUUCUAUUGGCCUCCCACUUAGCUUUUCAGUGCCCUAUUCUUAAAUAUAAGCAUACGGUCAAAUGUCAUUAGGCAUUAGAAGACAGCAUUUGACUUUUUUUAAACAGAUCAAAACAUAAAAAAGCAACUUGGAUAACAGACUAUGCAGGGAAGAGAAAAAGACAUACAAAGAAGCUAAACUAAAAUUAAUAUCUGGGGAGAUGAUAGGAAAUGAAACAAAAGGAAGAUUUUAAUUGAUUUAUAAUGUUAUAUUUAUGGGAUACAUGUAAGUAUUUUUAUAUGCAUAAAAUGUGUAAUGAUCAAGUCAGGAUAUUUAGGAUAUCAUCGCCUUGAUGAUUUAUCAUUUCUAUGUGUUGGUAGCAUUUUAAGUCCCCGCUUCUAGUUGUUUUGAAAUAUAUGAUAUACUGUUGUUAACUGUAGUCACUCUAGUCUAAUAUCUACUGUUAUAACUUAUUUCUUCUAUCUAGCUGUAGGUUUGUACCCAUUCACUGACCUCUCUUCAUUUCCACCUCUCACCAUCACACUCUUCCCUGCCCCUGGUACCUCAUUCUAUUCUCAGUUUCUAUGAGAUCAAGUUUUGUAGCUCUUACAUCUGAGUGAGAACAGAGGGUAUUUAUCUUUCUCUACCUGGGUUAUUUCGCAUACCAUAAUGACCUCCUGUUAUAAUCACAUUGGUACAAAUGACAAGAUUUACAUCUUCUUCAUGGUCGGGUAGUAUUCCAUUGCAUAUAUGUACCACAUUUUCUUUAUUCAUUCAUCCGUCAGUGGACAGUUAGGUUGAUUCCAUAUCUUUGCUAUUGUGAACAGUUCUAUGAUAACAUGCGAGUACAGGUAUAUUUUUGAUAUACUGAUUUCUUUUCCUUUGGACAGAUACCCAGAAGUUGAAUUGCUGGAUCAUAUGGUAGUUCUAUUGUUGUUUUUUUUUUUUAAAUUCUUGAGUUCCUUGAAUAUUCUGGAUAUUAAUCCCUUGUUAAAUGAAUAGUUUGCAAAUGUUUUCUCCCAUUCAAGAAGCUGUCUCUUCACUGUGUUGAUUGUUUCCUUUACUAUGCAGAAGCUUAUUAGUUUUAUAUAGUCCCGUUUGUUUAUUUUUGUUUUAGUUUUUGUAAUUUUAAGGUCUCAGCUAUAAAAUCUUUGCCUAGACCAAUGUUCUGAAAUAAUUUGCCUAUGUUGUCUCCUAUUAGUUUCAUAGUUUUGGGUCCUACUUUUAAGUCUUUAAUCCAUCUUGAAUUGUUUCUUGUAUGUGAUGAGAGAUAAUGGUCCAGUUUCAUUCUUUGGCAUAUGGGUAUCCAGUUUUCCCAGCAUCAUUUAUUGAAGAAUGUGUCCUUUUCCCAGCGUAUGUUCUUGGUGCCUUGGUCAAAAAUCAGUUGGUUUUAAAUAGGUGGAUUUAUUUCCCUUUUUUUGUUGUUCCAUUGGUCUUUUUGACUGUUGUUACUAUAGUCUUGUAAUAUAAUGUGAUGUCAGGUAGUGUGAUGCCUUCAGCUUUGUUCUUUUGCUCAGGAUUGUUUUGGCCAUUCUGGCUCUUUUUUGGUUCCAUACAAAUUUUAGGAUUGUUUUUACUAAUUAUGUGAAAAUGAUAUUGUAUUUUUACAGGGAUUGAAUUAAAUUUUAGAUUGCUUUGAGCAGUAUGAUCAUUUUAACAAUAAUAAUUCUUCUGAUCCAUGAGCAUGGGUUGUCUUUCCAUUUGUUUAUACCCUUUUCAAUAUUUUCCAUCAACGUUUUAUAGCUUUUUUUGGUGGUGGGGGGGUAGAGAUUUUUCACUUCCUUAGUCAAAUGUGUUCCUAAGUAUUUUAUUUUACUUUUUAGCUAUUGUAAAUUGGAUUGUCUUGAUUCCUUUUUGGCUAUUUCAUUAUUGGUAUCUAGAAAUGCUUCAUAUUUUUGUUUGUUGAUUUUGUAUCCUGAAACUUUAUUGAAUUUGCUUAUCAACCCAAGAUAUUUUUUUGGUGGACUCUUAGUUUUUCUAAAUAUAAGGUUAUGUCAUCUGCAGAGAGAGACAAUUUGACUUCCUUACUUUCAAUUUGUAUGCCUUUUAUUUAUCUCUUGACUGAUUGCUGUGGCUGGGACUUCCAAUACUAUGUUGAAUAGGAGUGGUGAAACAGCAUUCUUACCUUGUUUCAUUCUGUAAAGGAAAGGCUUUCAACUUUUUUCUUUCAGUAUGAUGUUAGCUAUGGGUUUUUCAUGUAUGGUCAUUAUUAUUUAAAGAUAUAUUCAUUAUAUGCCUAGUUUCUUGACAGUUUUUAUCAUGAAAGGAUGUUGAAUUUUGUCAUGUUUUUUCUGUAUCAAUUGAAAUGAUCAUAUGGUUUUUGUCUAUCAUUCUAAUGAUAUGAUGUAUCACAUGGAUUGAUUUGCAUAUGUUAAAUAAUCUUUGGAUCCCUGGUAUAAACUCCACUUGAUCAUGGAGUUUAUAUAUUAUUUGGUUUUCAUUUCCCUGUUGAUUAGUGAUGUUGAACUUUCUUUUCAUAUACCCAUUGGUCAUUUGUAUCUCUUCUUUUUUUUUUUUUUUUUUUUUUUUGAGACGGAGUUUCGUUACCCAGGCUGGAGUGCAAUGGCACGAUCUCGGCUCACCGCAACCUCCGCCCCCUGGGUUCAGGCAAUUCUCCUGCCUCAGCCUCCUGAGUAGCAGGGAUUACAGGCACACGCCACUGUGCCCAGCUAAUUUUUUGUAAUUUUAAGUAGAGACGGGGUUUCACCAUGUUGACCAGGUUGGUCUCGAUCUGCCGACCUCGUGAUCCACCCGCCUCGGCCUCCCAAAGUGCUGGGAUUACAGGCUUGAGCCACCGCGCCCGGCUGUAUCUCUUCUUUUGAGUAUUGUCUAUUCAUAUCCUUUGCCCAUGUUUUAAUGGGAUUAUUUGUUUUUUUUAUUGUCAAUUGAGUUUCUUGCAUAUUCUAGAUAUUAGUCCCUUGUUGGAUGAAUAGUUUGCAAAUAUUGUCUGGUAUGCUGUCAAAUUUGGUUUGUUAGUAGUAUGUUGAAGAUUUUAUGUCUGUGUUCUUCAAAGAUAUUGGCCUGUCAUUUUCUUUUUUUUGUUACAUCCUUGUCUGGUUUCAGUAUCAUAGUGAUGCUAGUUUCAUGAGGUGAGUUAGAGAAAAUUUGCUUCUAUUCAAUUUCUUGGAAUAGUUUGAGGAGGAUUGGUAUUAGUUCUUCUUUAUUUGUUCAGUAGAACUCAGCAGUGAAUCUCUCCAGGCCUGGCUUUUCUUUGUUGGAAGACAUUUUAAUUACUGCUUUAAGUUCUUGUUACUGGUCUUUUCAGGUUUUCUAUUUCUUUCCUGAUUCAAUCUUGGUAGGUUGUAUUUUUCUAGGAAUUUAUCCAUUUCCUCUUAACUUUUCCAAUUUCUUAGUGUAUAGGUACUUAUAAUAGUCUGUUGUGAUCUUUUGUAGUUUUGUGGUAUCAAUUGUAGUGUCUCCUUUUUCAUUUUUUAAAAAUUUGGGUUAUAUCUCUUCAUUUUCUAGUUAGUCUAGCUAGUGGUUUAUCAAUUUUAUCUUUUUAACCAAUUUUUCAUUUCAUGAUGCUUUGCAUUGCUUUUUUAGUCUUUAUGAGCUCUGCUCUUGUCUUUAUUAUUUCUUCCUUUCUGCUAAUUUGAGGUUUGGUUUGUUCUUGCUCUUCUAGUUUCUUGAGGUAUGUUGUCAGAUUGUUUAUUUAGAAUCUUUUUACUUUUUAAAUGUAGGCAUUUAUUGUUACAUAUGUCCCUCUUAGUACUGCUUUUGCUGUAUCCCACAUGUCGUGGCAUGUUGUUUUUUCAUUUUCAUUUAUUUCAACAAAUUUUUUUAUUUCCAUAUACUGUUUUUAUUGACCCAGUGUUCAGGAGCAUGUUGUUUAAUAUCCCUGAAUCUAUACUUUUCAGCAUUCCUUUUGGUAUCAACUUCUAGUUCUAUUUCAUUCUGGUCUGAGAAAAUAUAAGAUUUCUAUUUUUCCAAAUUUACCAAAACUUGUUUUGUGCCCUAACCUAUAGCCUAUCAUGGAUAAUGUUCUAUGUGCUGAUGAGAAUAAUGUCUGUUCUGCAGUUAUUGGAUAACAAUCUCUGUAAAUGUCUGUUAGGUCCAUUAGGUCUAAAGUCCAGUUUAAAUCCAAUGUUUCUUUACUGAUUUUCUGUCUAGAUUAUUUAUCUAAUGCUGAGAGUGGGGCAUUGAAGUCUCCUACUGUUGUAUUGGAGUCUGUGUCUCCUUAUAUCUAGUAAUAUUUUAUUUAUGAAUGUGGGUGCUCUAAUGUUAGGUGCAUUUAUUAAUAUAUUCAGAACGAUUAUAUCCUCUUACCCUCUUCCUGGAAUACUUACUUUAUCAUUAUAUAAUGAUAUUACUAGUCUCCAUUUUUUUCACUUUGUUUGACCAAGGUCUGUUUUAUCUGAUGUAAGCACAGCCUCCUGCUUUCUUUCAGUUUCUUUUCGAGUAGACUAUCUUUUUCCAUUCCCUUUACUUUCAUUCUAUAUGUGUCUUUACAGGUAAAGUACAUUUCUUGUAGACAGCAUAUAGUUGGGUCAUGUUUUUUAAAAAUUUAUUCAGUGAGUCCGUAUCUAUUAAGUGAAGAGUUUAAUUCAUUUGUAUUCUAGGUGGUUAUUAAUAUAUAACAUUUUAUUCCUGUCAUACAGUUAAUUGUUUUUAGUUGUUUUGUAUGUUUUUUGCUCCUUCUUUUUUGUUUGUCAUUGUAGAUUGGUGGUUUUCUGUAGUUGUACCUUUCUCUUCCUCAUUUGUGCUUAAGUUUUAUACUUUUGUGUAUUUUCAUCAUGGUAGAUGGUUGUCAGUUUGCUUCCAGUUUUAGGACUUCCUUGAGUAUCUUGUAGGGCUUGUCUGGUGGUGAUGAAUUCCCUCAGCUUUUGUUUGUCUGGGAAAGACUAUUUUUCUCUUCAUUUUCCUUCACUUUUUAAGGAUAAUUUUGUUUGAUAUGGUAUCCCUGACCGGCCUUUUUUUUUCUUUCUUACUUUCUUUCACUCUUUCAGCACUUGGAAUACAUCAUCCCUUUUUCUCCUGGCCAGUAAGGUUUCUGCAGAGAAAUUCAUUGUUAGUUUGAUGGGUUUUUUUUUAAAUUAUAGGUGACUAAACACUUUUCUCUUUUUGUUUUUUUAGAAGUAUUUCUUUGUCUUUGACUUUAGACAAUUUGACUACAAUGUGCUGUGGAGACUAUUUUGUCUUGUAUCUGUCUAGGGAUCUGAGAGUCUCCUGUAUCUGGAUGUUGAAAUAUCUUGCCAGAGUUGGGAAGUUUUUAAUCAUCUGUUAUUUCAUUAAAUAGGUUUUUCUAACCUUUUCAUUCUCUCUUUGCCAACUGGGACUCUGGUAAUUCAGAUAUUCGGUCAUUUUAUUAUGUCUAAUAUAUCACAAAUGCUACACUCAUAUUUUUCCCUUUUUUUUUGUGUGUGUUGUUUCAAAAGACCUUUCUUCUGCUUGAUCUACUCUGUUGUUGAAGCUAUCAAAUGUAUUUUAUAUUUCAUUCAGUGAAUGCUUCUGUUCCAGAACUUCUCUUUGGUUCUUUUUUAAUGAUAUCUAUCUCUGGUAUAUUUCUCAUUCAUGUCCUGAUUUUUUUGUUUGUUUUUUGUUUUGAGAAGUCUCUUAUAUCUCACUGAGCUUCUUUAGAAUUGAUGAUUUAAUUUUCUGGGAUUUCAUGAAUUUCUUGUUGAUUGGGAUGUUUCUGGGGAAUUAUUGUGUUUCUUUGGAGGUAUUAUAUUUCCUUGCUUUUCCAUUUUCCUAUGUUAUUACAAUAAUAUCUAUACAUCUCAUACAAUAGUUGCUUCAUUCUGUUCCCUGAAUUUCUGGCUUUUAUAGAGGAGGACUUUUCCUGAAAAUGUAUCUAUGGUGUUGGUUGGUUAGGACACUUUGGCUUUGAUUCUGCAUGCUAGUAGUAUAGCCUUUGUAUGAUUUCUUCAAAUGUAAACAACAUCAAUGGUAUUUCUGUGAUUUCUUUAGUAGCUUAGGGUGUAGUUAUUAGUGGAGGUUGUGCUGAAGUUUUUAUGGGGAUUUGGAUGCCAAAUAGUUCCGUACUAGGGCCUUAGGGGUGGCAGUGGUAGGUUUGGUGUGCCUGUUACUGGGCCUCAGUGUUGCAUACACUGGCCCUGAUAUUGGCACGUCUAAGUAGCCCAAUACUUGGGCCUCCAGGUGGCUUACCCAGGUGUUGAAACAACAUUGGUUCAGACAAGUGAGCAGGUUCUUGGGCCCCUGGGCAGCUAGUGUGGCAUAGGCAAGGCAGUGACAAUGGCGGGACAAACCUAUGGCUCCUAAGCAGUAUGCUUUUGUAUUGGGUUUCUACAAUGGGAUGAAUAGGCAAGUCUCCAAGCCUGCAGGCAGCAUGUGGUUGUAGAUGUUAGCUGUGGUGAUAUUAGUUAGAUGGAUAGGUCCACCCUCAGGCCCCUGGGAGUAGUAGUGCUCAGAUGCCACAGAUGCCAACAAUGGCGGACUGAGCUGAGUACUCCCUGACCCCCAGACUCUGUGCUCUGGCAUGGAGAAGGCAAAGCUUGGCCAGGUGGGCUUGUCCUCAGGCCCUCUGAUGGUGAGUGCAGGUACCAGCCAUGUUACGCAGGAGUGGGUCAAUCCACAUGCUCUUGGCAGAAUGCUCAGCUGGCAAGAGGCAGCAGUUGUGCUGCUGCCUUGCUACUGGGGAGGGUGGGACUGCCUUCAGUGGCAGACAGCAUAGGCCUCCCAGGCGGCAAGGCAGCAGCACAACAGCCUUGCCACUGGGUGUACUACUUGCACGUCAGCCCCAGUGGUGCUUGUGCCUCAGCCUCCUGUGCAGUAGCCUGUAAGCCACACAGGCAGCUGACAUAAUACGUUUAAGGUUCAGCCCUGGCACUGCCAGGUUCCAGGACAGUACACAGUCUGUGGUAGACAGUACUCAAAAAUGGUACCUUGCUAUAGCUGUUUAGAUCUCAGGGAGUGUGUGGGACCCAGCAGGAGCUCCUUCCCUCCUUGGAGCAGUGUUGUUGCACAAUAUCAAGGCAUCAUCCUCUGUUAGUUUCAGAGCCUGUGAGGAUGGAGGGGCUCUCCAAAAGUUAGGAUUGCAGGAGUUCACGGUGUUAAUGUGGACUGCUGAGAAUCUUUCAAUUACCCUUUCCCCACAUUGGGGAGUAUCUCUCAGCCCCCAGCUGAUCCCAGGCAAGCAAUUCUCCUGCCUCAGCCUCCCAAGUAGCUGGGAUUAUUCCCUAACCUGAGGAAAUAACUAGAAAUCAUUUAUUUACCUGGAAGAGAAAGGAGGAUUUCUCUAAAGCAUUAUUCUCAAAGUUUAGGUUUGAUUAGAAUCACCUGGAGAGCUUGUUCAAGCAUAGCGUACUGGGCCAGAGCCUCAGACUUUCUUAUUCAAUACAGCUGGGAUAGAGCCUGAGAGUCUGCGUUUCUAACGAGUUGCCUAAUGAUGCUUGUCAGGAGCUCAGCUGAGCUGGUCCAGAGAGAAGGUCCUGAGCUGCAAGUGUCUGAGUAGUGUAUUGAAGCAAAAAGCCAAAAAUAAAGAUUUAAGCCUUUAGUCAGGUACUGCUAUGGUAUAAGCAAGAGGAUAAAACUGGAGGGAGUGCUGAUUCUCCUGUUCUGUUUUUUCCUAAGGAAGGGCAUGCCUGUUGAUGAUCAGUCAGCACAGUUGUGAAAGGUUUGUCUCAAUGUCGAGGGAGGCUGAGGAGUGGAAAAGUACUGAAUAUUGGGGAAAAUGUAUUUACUCCAAUUCCUCCACCCCUGAUCCUAGGAAGUCUCAUUAGAGGAACCUGAUCAAGACCUCUGCCCAAGGUCUCGGAAAAAGAGACAUAGGAAUGAAGGUACCCAGUCUAGGAAUGUAAAUAUGUAAAAGAGCAUGACUGAGUAGGGAGCCUGAGUCCUUGACUACAACUCCUUCCCGUGACUACACUGCAUUUGCUAUGCACCAAGUCUGAUAUGGGGAAGACAGCUUUCCCCAUAAGGCCUGCCAGGUAAAGCCAUUUUAAUUGCCUAUGGUCGUGCCUGAAAUAUCACAUGUAGAUUUUAACCAAGAUCUAGACCCUCAUGGGUGGUCUUGUUGGCUAGGCAACUGCACUUUGAGACCCAUGGUUUAAAUUCUAAAGUGUAGCUGUGUUCUUUUGUCUGCCGCUCACCAGUUCAUUCCUCUUAAGGAUAUUAAUCAAACUGUAUUGUCACAUUUUCAAGACAAUCUUCAUACAUCACUUUAAGGUAGCUUUCAAUUAUCUGUUGACUAGUAACUAUUAGCCUUAUUGGUUAAGUACUACUAUAAAAUGUUGGUAAUAUGAUUAGAUGCUAAACCUUACUGUACUUGAAAUUAUAUGUAAAUUUACAUGGUUGAAAACUCAAUUUGUUUGGAUCACAAUUUGUAAAGCCAUAGUCUUCUGCCUUCAGUAUGGCUUUUUGUAUUGUAGCAAAUAGAAUAGUAGUGACAAGUUCAGGUUCUGAAGCCAGAGUUCCUGGAUUUUUUUUUUUUUUUUUUUUUUUUAAUUUUUUAAAGUUUUAGUUUUUGUGGGUACAUAGUAGGCAUAUAUAGUUAUGGAGUACGUGAGAUGUUUUGAUACAGGCAUGCAAUAUGUAAUAAUUACAUAAUGGAGAAUGUGAUAUGCAUCCCCUCAAGCAUUUAUUCUUUGUGUUACAAACAAUCCAUUUAUACUAUUUUUUUUAAUGUACAAUUAAAUUAUUAUUGACUCUCAUCACCCUGUGGUUCUAUCAAUUACUAGGUCUUAUUCAUUCUUUCUUUUUUUUUUAUUUUUGGACCCAUUAACCAUCCCCACCUUCCCCCAACCCACCCCAUACCCUUCUCUGCCUUUGGUAACCAUCCUACUCUGUCCCCAUUAACCAUCCCCACCUUCCCCCAACCCACCCCAUACCCUUUUCUGCCUUUGGUAACCAUCCUAUUCUGUCAGUGAGCUCAAUUAUUUUGACUUUUAGAUCCCACAAAUAAGUGAAAACAUGCAACAUCUGUCUUUCUGUGCCUGGCUUAUUCCAUUUAACAUAAUGAUCUCCAGUUCCAUCAAUGUUGUUGCAAAUGACAGUAUCUCAUUCUCUUUAUGGCUGAAUAGUACUCCAUUGUGGAUAUGUACCGAUUUUCUUUAUCCAUUCAUUUGUUGAUGGACACUUAGGUUUCUUCCAAAUCUUGGCUAUUGUGAAAAAUGCUGCAACAAACGUGCAAGUGUAGAUAGGUCUUCGAAGUAACUGAUUUCCUUUUUUUAGGGUGUAUACCCAGCAGUGGAGUUGCUAGAUCAUAUGGCAGCUCAGUUUUUCAUUUUUUUUUUUUUUUUUUUUUUUUUUUUGAGGAA